Messenger RNA from Podarcis lilfordi (Lilford's wall lizard), 47569 nucleotides. NCBI's taxonomy places the organism in Eukaryota, Metazoa, Chordata, Lepidosauria, Squamata, Lacertidae. The record is from the annotation of a GenBank genome assembly.
CCCGUCUGGCAAGACGCGCGCGCGCGGAGAGGCAAGCGCUGUGCGGCGUGGCAGUCAAGGGUUGCGCGCCCGCACGCGCGUGUCCUGGGAGGAAACCGGGAGCGCGCCGCCGUGCGUGUGGCCAGAGCUCUCUCUCUCUUUCUCACUCCGCCCGGCCGCCUGAUUCUCGCUCCUCCCCUUUCGGUCCCUUCUCCUCCCUGGCUCGCGCCCCACCUACUCCACCCGUCUCCGUUUUACCAGGCAGGCGCAGGCGCGCGCGCAAGAGUCUCCCAGCGCCAAGCCGGCAUCUCCGAGCAAGCAGCAGCAGCAGCAGCAUCUUCCCCUCCCCUCCCGCCUCGCCUCCUCUCUCUCUCUCGCUCCCUCCCCUACCUCCUCGCCUUCAGGCCCCGCGCCGAAUCCUAGCUCUCAGCGCGCGCGCCUUGCCUCUGCGCUCGCCCUCCCUUUUUCUGUCCCCGCAUCUCCUCCUCCUCCUCCUCUUCUGCCAACAUCCCCGGCGUCCCGGGCUGUCUUGCAAAUGGAUUUGCCCGCGAGCCACUGCAAAAAAGUCAAGCUGAGCAACAAAGUGCAGAGUUGGGUAAGUCUGUUUUUUUUUCCUUUUUGAAGCUAGCUGCAGUUUGGCAAAAUAGCACACCUGGUGAGAGGAAGGUGGCCCCUUCCCAAGGAAGAAAACAGUCCAAAGAGAAAAGAGGAAGGGGGGAGAGGGAUGCCUCCCUGCCGGGAUGCGGCUUUGCUUGAGCAACCUUUUGGCGUGGUGGUUUUUGCUGCUGGCUGCCGGAGGCUCGAGUGAGGCGAGCGCAGUGGCUUGCAGCGCCUCUCUCUUUGCGUUUGCACAAGAUGGGGCAGGCUUGGGAAGUGGGUGGAGGAAAUAACGCAGGCUGCUUGGGAUACGAAGCCUUCCUCGCUCGGCGGGAGGAUCGCAUUUCAAUAGAUUCCACUGACGUGUCUGCAUUUUUUUUUUUGCUUUGAGGGAGGGAAAAAGAGAGGAAGGCAAUUCAUCUCUUUGCUCUCCUUGCUGCAAAUGUCUCUGGUAUAGCCUGUCUUUAUGAAUGAAGUUAAAUAUGCCAGUUCUCUGUUGCUAAGAGUGGCCUUAUAGUGCCGUGUUUGCUUUAAAAGUUGUGGGUGGCAAGCAUAACUGUGAUGCAGAGGAGCAUGUAACCUCAUUCAGCAUCACCCCCCCUCUUUUCCUCCUUUUUCUUCAUGUCUAUUGGAGGAGGAAAGGAGUGGGAUCUCAAGAGUACAAUGUGAGCAUUCAUAAAUCUUGGGCAGCCCCAACACUGAAGUUCUUUGUGGGUUGCCUGUUGAAUGAGAGCACUGUGGAAGGAGGCAUGAACAAACUUGGGUUUUAAUUGCAAAGGUGCCAACAGGUCAAUUUACAGUGCUGGCCAAAGGCUAGGAAACUACUGGGGGCAGUGGUGGAAAGAGGCCUUUGCUAGAAAAGAGGUGGUGGGUUUUGAUGGCAUAAUUAAUAGCUGUAAUUAUUGGGGGGGGAGAGCUAUGUUGCUUUCUUAAUGCAUGAUUCUAAAAGCUUUAUCAUGAUACUUUUCAAAUGGAAGAAGAAAUUUAAAAGGUGUCCUUUACCUACUUCAUCUCAAAGAUUAUGCUUUAGAAAAAAGACUGGUCUUGUGAUGUGUGAUGAACAUUCAUUGUGAGACCCAGAAUCUAGCCAUGUGAACAUAGGAACUGCCCGAUACCACCAAGCCAGUGGUCCAUCUGCCUCCGUAUUGUCUACACUGACUGGCAACAACUCUCCAGGGUUUCAGAUGGGGAAGUUUUCCCCAUCCCUUUCUGGAGAUGCUGAGGAUUGAACCUGCGACCUCCUUCUUGCAAAAUAGAUGCUCUUCUACUCUGCUAUAUCCCUUUCUAAAGGGCUAUCAAGGGUGGGGUUGGGCAGUUAAGGUGAUGCAGAGAGCAUGUUAUUGGUGGUUAGAAUUCCUUGAUGGUCUGCCUUCAGUUGGUUAGAGUGUGGCGCUGGUAAGGCCAAGUUUGCAGGUUCGAUCCCUGUUUGGGACAUCUGCAUAUUCCUGCAUUCCAACUCUGAUUCUAAGGCCAGAAAGAAGUCUGAAAUGAGCGUUGAAUCACACUAACCUCAGAUCCCCGCUUGAGUUCCAUAGCUUCUUCUGGUAUGCCUCCUGUAGUGGCACUUUAGCUAAAAGGAAAAGUGUUCCUGAUGAAAAUGUGUAGCCCAGAAGAACAGCUGGAGUGCUCUUAGUUUUCAUAACCCUUAGCCAAAUCAUGGCUUAGCACAGGGGUUGCCAACCUUUUCAGGCCUGUGUGCUGCCAGUGCCACUGGCAGAGGAAGAGGAGUGCGGGGGGAGCGCACUGCUCCUGGCAGGGUGCCAUUGCGGCUGCCCCUCGCCCCAGGACACGCGCCAGCCCUGCCCCCUUCUCUCCCCCCCUGCCGGUGCCAAAGCAUGAAGCUCCGCCACUGGUCAGUUCCACUCCUUCUGGUCACUCUUCUCCCCAUCCCCUGACCAGAUCAGUUUCCAUCCCUCCAAAAGGCAGAAACAGAGACUGUGCACGUGCUUCACUUUUUCAAGGGAUCUGGGUAAAACACGAACCCAGCAGAAUUGACCUGAGCCUUGAAAAGCCCAAAAUAAUUCACAGAGGAAGUGGGAAAGAAUGCCACUCUUGCAACUUUUCCUUCAGCUCCAUGUACUUUUUGAGGGAGAAAAUGUUAACUACUUCCAUCACCUCAUGACCAAGGGGGCAUUUGGACGGAGGCUUUGUGGGGUCUAGGAAAAGACUCUAAGGGUGCUGUGUUGGGGAACGGACUUAGUAUAAGCAUGUGGGUUCCUAGAGAGAAGUUCAUGACCACUUCUCGCCUCCCCUGGUCCUGCUACUGUCUUGCAAUCUGUGGCAGAGACAUGGUUUGACUUACCGUACCUUUGAAACCAGACUCGUCAUUUGUCUCCUACAGACAAACCAUGAGCUCUAAAUGAAGAUCAAGCCACAGUUACAUCUCAUAGUUUGUCAUGUGACAAACCAUGAAAUCAGAGGCUCUACGCUCAGGGUGGGGUGCCAGAUCUUUAUUUCACCCCCCGCCAUGCCAACGUUGACCAGAGGGCAGCAGCACCCUUAGUUGACAUCAGGAGACUGAUAGUUGGGUAGCUCUGCCCACCUAUCAAAGUGGACCCAUGGGGGAGGGUUCUACUUCAUCCGCAGGAAGCAUGUUGGCAGAACAGCAACCAGCUAAUGAGCGGAGGGUUUGGUCUUGCUUUCUGCAGGGGUCUGCUUCACCCUUCAGUUCCCCACCCCUACUCUAAGUCACAUCUUGGUUCUGCCCCUGUGCCUGUAAUUUUUUUAAAAAAGUAAAUUUUCUUAGCUCAAGUGAAACAAAUUAUUCCACUCAGCGUUCAAAACUCACCCGGCACCAGUCGCAUUGCACGACAGGCAACUGGCCUUUCGCAAGCAAGGGGAGAGAUGUCUGGUUGCCAACAUUUCCACCUGGCUGUCUGGUGAUGCUGCACUAGUUAGCUGGUUAGUGGUGCACCAAAAGACGUGUCUCUUUUGAUGCUGCCCUGCCCUGUGAAUCAGCUGAUCUGUGGGGCAGCGCAGUACCAGAAGAUGCACCAACAGGAGGCUGGACCUUUGAUCUGAUCCAAGAGGACUGGUUUUAUGUUUUUAUGGUAAUGGAUUGCCCUUUAUUCAAAGUUUCAGAUAAUCAAAGUGUGGCUAUCAUAACAGCUUGUUAUGAUUUCUCAUCCUUCUUGUAAAGUAAUAAUUCCACCUCUCUGUCUUUCUGCACUAGGGGUGUGUGCAUACAUGUGUGAGUUCAUAAGCUUAUUUAUUUACUUUGACCACUUCAUGUACCUGGUAAUAUGGCUUCCUUGAGCCAGAGACCACAAUAAAUUUGUUAGUCUUCAAGGUUGCAUAAGUCUCUUUUUUAAAUGUUACUUAUGGAAGACACCUGACCCAACACUCUUCUCUGGCUGUGCCCUGUAGGACCAGAUCAGUAAUAGAAGCCAUACUCUUAUUGACAGUCUCACUGCUACUUAACAAUGUGGUCACUGAGGACUCCCUGGUAAGCUUUGAAAAUGAAAUUAGCAGGGUUCCUAGGAACACGGUUGGUUGUGCACAUACCACACUAAAGGGUAUCCAGUGUAACUUUAUCAUGCUACUCAGUAACUUUGUAGAACAUCAAUAUAAAUAGCACCGCUCCUUUUUAGUAAUGCAUGACUGCUAUAGGUAAGACGACUAUAGAUAAUUAGCUGCCAAGCACUCUGGUACUCAGUGGUAGAGCACCCUGUUGCUGAGUAAACCCAGCACAAUCAUGGACAGCAGAUAAAUUAGCUUGAGAAAAGCCAACAAAGCUGGAUUUCAGCCCAGAAACCUAGUAAGUCAGCAUUCUAUCCCAUCAGACAUCGUGAAAGUUCAGGGUGCUAAUUCUGAAAAGGACCUUACUGACAUUCCGAGGCACAACUUUCAAAGCAGCACAGUAAAAAUUUGCAUAAAUGCUUCCUAAAUCAAGACAUGAUUAUUCUUCCCUCUCUUUAAUUUUUUUUUUACUUUGGACUAAUUUCUUUUUUGGUAUUUAUAGGGCUGGGAGGUGGGGAUAUUCCAACUGUUUCCCUUCUGUUUUCUAAGACGCAGAACUACCUGUUAAAGGCAGAUGCAUAUACCCAGCCUUAAAGGCUGCUGUAUGUAGGGAAUCCUCUCAAAAAUUUUAAGUGUGGGACAGUUUGGAGCAGAGAAGCCAUUUCCCUCUCUUCCCCCAGCAUAGGAUUGCAGGCAUGUGUUUUUUGGGUAAAAGUGGAGUUUUGCAUAUUUCUUCAGUACGCACAACCUUGCCUAACCUUGUAUCAUGCUUCUCUUGAUAAAUGUGUGGUUCUGGUUUGUUUAAAUGCUCUGAACCUGGGCAGGUGACCUUAGCGGGGAUAAUUUCUGUUCAGUUUAGCUUCAGUAAAACAAGGAAGGGGGUGUUUAAUUGGCCUUGACGUUGAAUUGGUACAAAAGCUGCCAGUAGCAAGGUUCCAAAUAGAACAUAACAAUUGCUUAGAGAUUUUUAUAUCUUCUGCAAAUAUCUGCAUUGCCUGUUCCAAAUUUUUACUGGAGUUCUGUCCAGAUUACAGCGAAUAGAUUAGGUGGGUGGUGUUGCAGAGGUGGAUUUUUUUUCCAGCCUUCCUCACCCACUUCUCUCAAAAUGUUAGUGUCAUACUUUCACAUCUGGUCUGUGGUAUACUAAAAAAAUAUAAACCCUAUUAGGGAAGAACUGUAGCUCAGUAACAGAACAUCUGACUCUCAUGCAGAAGGUUCCUGGUAUCUCCUGGGAAUAGCAGUUGCCUGAAACCCUGGAAAGCCACAGCCAAUCAGCAUAGACAACACUGAGCUAAAUGGGCCAAUAGUCUGACUGGAUAUAACAGUGCAUAGACAAUAAUAGAACCUAAAAUAUGCAAAUAUACUAUAGUGUUCUCAAAUAAUAUAUAUGCAAUCGAUAUAGCAGAAGACUGAUUGCAAGUCCUUUUUGACUAAUUAGGUUUUUUCAAUCAUGACCAAAUUUCUUCAAAUACAUACAUCACUGAGAGAAGAUCAUUUCUUGUUCUCCACAAGGAUGCAAAUAGGAUAUUUCACUCAAAUUACAUUCUCCGGUUCUUCCCAGGACCAAAACAGAAGGCUUUCCAAUGUGGAAAAUCUACCUCUCCUUGUGGUAUUGGAAUUUCUUACCCUUUCUAGGAAGCUAAUGACCAUUUCUCUGUGUUUCAAUAUGGACUGUUUCUAUCAAUUCUUACCAAACUUGAAAAACCCCCAAAACAAAGCUGAGCAAGAAGAGGCUUUUUUUUAAAAAAAGAGAGAGAAAAGCAAUGGUGUAUUUAUGACCAGAGAACUGUUCUUUCUUGCUGCUUGGCAAGCCAGGUAAGUAUUCCCUGAAGUUGGCAAGCAGGCAUAGCUAACUGAGUUUCUGGACCUUCUCCAGUUUUUGUUUAAGCAAACUAUUAUAUCCCCUGUAUUUUAACACUUCAGUUUGCUAUCAUGAUGGUUCCUAUGUCCAGGAAAGCAAAACUUGAAGGUUAUCUGCUCGCUUUUCUUGUUGCUGUGGAGAUAAUCUCACACUUUUGCUUCUCAAAGGAAGUUCCUAUAUCAGCAGUUAGUGCAAGAUUUUAGUUAAAUGUUUUUGACCACAGUGCCUAAUUUGUUAAACUGCUGUUGCUGUUUGGAGGUAAGAUUACCUUUGUAGGUUCACAGUGCCUGUAUGUUAAGAAGUCAGCAGCCAGCAGGAAACUUAGAAAUUGUAGGCCUAUUGUAUAUUUGGUACGUGUUGUAUAUGUGACAGUUAUUCCCCACUUUUUAGGGCAGUGUCAGCAGAGUUUCUUGUGUCGUGAUUGUCAACUGUUCUUUGUUGAUGCAGGUGCCAUGGAAAGUUGGGAUGCUUAGGGUUAAGUUAUUUUAAAAAUGCCUAAAAUGGUUUAGGGUUGACCUUUCGUUACAGCCCAAGGCCCAAGUAUUAUUUCCUCUUCCUUGAAUGGGAAAUCCAGGUUGACCUUGGCUUCUCUGCUGCCACCAUCCUGAUGCAGUUCAGGCUACUUGUGUCAAUUUCACAGGCAAGAUCUAGAAAUGCUUAGCUAAGUUCUGUGCUAGUGGACUUCAGCGGGAGUUAGCUGGUGAUGAGGCCCCAUGAAGUCUACAUUGUUUAUCUGCCAGGAGAAUAGAGAGAGAGACUUCUGGUUCCAGGCUCAGCUGUUGCUGCAGCAGAUAAUCGAAUCGUAGAAUUGGAAGGGAUCAUGAGGGUCAUCUAGUCCAACCCCCUUUUUGCCCCACAUGGGUCUUGAACCCGCAACCCUAAGUCGUGCUUACCGACUGAGCUAAGCUGAUAGUUCAGAAGUUAGAAGAAACUUUAAUUCUAUCUUUAUCAUGCUCUGUAUAUUCUGCUUGGUUAUAGUGCAACUGGUAUAGUUUGAUCCAAGGGGAUUCUGAAUUCACAUUCUUAUCUCCAGCCUUUUAGCCAGGCUACCAUAGAGUCAUAUUUAUCAGUAUUCCGAACUAGCAGCCUCAUAUCCAGUGUUGUGCAGGAAUUUUAAGAAACAAAAGGAAAAAAGUGCAGUUAUUUGAAGUCAGUUGCUAAAAUCAGUGCAAUUUUGAAAGGUUCAGUCUGCCAUCUUGAGUUAAAAUGGCAUCCAUUUUUGUAUUCAAAAAUAGACAUAAAUAUAUAGCAAAUAUGGUGGGAGCUAACAGCUGUUCUACUAAUGGUUCUACUUAGAUGCCCAAGUAAGGUGGUAUUCUUUGUGACCCUCUGGGGAUGCCAGGGUGCAGAGAAGGGAAAUAACUAUUUUAAGGAACCCACACUAAGUUGCAGCAGGCUAAACCUGAGUAGCCAAUUUGUUGCAUUCCAGAUGUGAACUGCAGCCCACAUGAUUCUUGAGUUAUUGCCAUGCUGGCUAGGGUUGAUGGGAGUUGGGAGUCCAAGCCAUCUGGAAAAUACCAUGUUGUCUAUCCCUGGAAGCUUGUUUAGAUAACGCAAUUUUGUCCUGUGAAACAGCUUUCAAAUCUUGCUCCGUUGAAAACGGGCAGGGCUUUACAAGCCAUCUUUAUCGGUCAUUGUUUGUGUAGUGAUUCAGCCUCCAAGUAGCAGUUGGAGAGAUUCAGCUAGGAAUCUGUUGGGUGACUGGACCGCUGCUACCUCUUAACAUAGCCUACCUUGCAGGGUGCUUGCAAAGAUAAAAUUGUGUGAGUAUGUUGUUGUGACUUGGCCUCCUAAGUGGGUUUAGCUUGGAAGUGGAGGUGGUGUAAUAACUUACAUAACACAUUGUUAGUCAAUGAAGGUCUAGGACAUGGCUGGUGUAGAGGAGGGAAAAACCGUUGCGGCUGUGUAAAUGGAUGUGUACAAUGGUAAGUAGUGGAACUGUGUUAGGUAAUAACGUAUUUAAUUGUGAUGACCUCCAGAUCCUUCUGCUUUUUCUAGUUAGGCAUAGACUAGAGGAGAAAUGUCAUUUAAGUAACUUGAGGUUUGUAUGUGUUCCGCUUUUGAAAGACUAGUAUAAUUCCAUUGACAGAAGAAUCCCAAGUGGGGUAAAGUAGAUCGUAGGCAAAUUAAAUGUAGUAGAGACCAGAGUGGCUUUAAAAAGAAACUAAAUUUUUGCCUGUAGCUUCUUAUUUUUGUCUUGUGGUUAGUGCAUAAGGCUGCACUCUGUUUUCAAGAAGUUAAAUUGUUUAAAUGCUGGCAUUGCAAAAUCAUGAGAGGACAUUCAGAGCUGCCCAAUCCAAGUGCACAUAAUUUUAAUUUGGGAGUUAACCUAUGGAUUUUUGACUGUAGCACGGGGCAGUACCCGCAAGACAAAUAUUGCAGAAGCCAUGGGGAGCCCAAGAAGGAAGUUGGUGUGUGUAGUGGGGAACAACUAUGAAUCAGGAGUUCCCCAGUUUAAAUCUAAUCUCUGCCAUGCUUUUGCUAGGUAAUAUUUGUAGCUUGCCUAUCUCUAACCUCAGCCCUAUAUCUGCUAUAUGGAAAUAACACUUACCUACUAUACCAGGUUGCUGGCAAGAAUUAUAGUGAGAUAAUACAUAUGAAUCACUUUGACCUAGGGCUAUACAGACACUGUUUAGAUGCUGGAUAGUUAAUUUUGCCAACUAAAGGGGGUCAUGGUAGUAUCUUCGUAGCUAGAAGAGUUGAAGUUUGUCAUCCUUGGAGCAGUAGCUGCCAGAUUCUUGAGUGAUCUGAGACCAUCCUGCUGAAUUUUGAACUGCCUGCUUACUCCCCUCCUUUCUUAGAACCCAUAUCAGCAGGAAGUUGUGCAAAAUAGGUCUCUCCCAGUCCCGGGAUGCUACAAAACUCUGGUGUGCUUUUCAAUACUGUGUCUUAUGAGGAAGGCAGAACUGCCUGUGUCCCCUUCUUAGUCUUAACCAGCCUUCGCCAGGUGGAUGCCCACCAGAUGUUUUGGACUACAACUCCCAUCAGGCCCUGCCAGCUGCAGUCCCAACAACAUCAAGUGGCAAACACUAGUCUUAACAAAUUUUGCUACAAGGAGCUGUGGAAGGAAGCCAUCCCAACAUGGCCACACGGUUAGUUGUCCCUUCCUUGCAUCGAAAUGGAUCUUGUGCCUUUUUAGUGGCCCUGUUAGAAAUCAUGAAGAAGCUUUCAAAUCUCUGUGCAAUUUAUGCCUGUUCAAUUGAGCCUAGAGUUCAGUGUCGGUGGUUCUAAAAUGUGAUGGUGAAGUGCCCUGAAACGAUGGACAAAAUCAACAAGUGUAUGGAUAAUAACAUAAAAGCAUUUUGAAACUCCAGUAGCCCAAAGAGGAUUAUCUUCUAGUUUUGACAUACUGCUGCAUUAUUUUACAUCCUUGAGGAAAAUGUCACAGAACUCCACAUUUAUUUAUUUUUUGAUCGCACGGCAUUCUGUUAAUAUUUCUCGUUUGUGCCAGUUCGCUUUAAUAUGUUACCUGGAUUGUCGAAAAUUGAUUAUUUAAGGAACUGAAGAACUUUACCUGUUUAUUUCUUUCAGGGAAUGCAGAGAGCUACCAAUGUCACCUACCAAGCCCACCAUGUCAGCCGCAAUAAGAGGGGUCAGGUAGUAGGGACCAGAAGUGGCUUUCGGGGCUGCACAGUCUGGCUAACAGGUACAGUAUUGCUGCCCAUAAGUUUGCUCUGUUUUAGUGUGUUGUUUGCUCUCUUGCCAUUAUAAAGUGAUGGCAGCGGCAGGAGGUACCAGCUAAAUAUUUUCGCAGUAGCUUUUGCAGGAGCCAGAAUUGCAAAUUGACUACACUGGUACCUUGGGUUGCAAACACUUCGGGUUACAGACUCCGCUAACCCAGAAAUAGUACCUCGGGUUAAGAACUUUACCUCAGGAUGAGAACAGAAAUUGCGCAGCGGGAGGCCCCAUUAGCUAAAGUGGUACCUCAGGUUAAGAACAGUUUCAGGUUAAGAACGGACCUCCGGAACGAAUUAAGUUCUAACCCUGAGGUACCACUGUACCUUUACACAGAUUCCCUUUCACUGUCUUCAUUGUAUGAUCCCAACGUAUCUUCACAGAAGGCUGGGGUUAGUGUUGGCUCCCUCAUUUUUUAGGGAAGCAAUAUGACCUAUAUAUAUAUGCUUGGGAACAUUUUAAACAUUACAGUUUGGAUUGAAGAUUCUUUCACUUGGAGAGGCAGAAAUUCCACCAUCUUCCCCCUCCACCUGUAGCCCUUGCACCAUAUCCAGUCCGGAAGAGCCGGUGUGGCAUAGUGGUUAGAGAGUGUUGGGCUAAUGCCUGGGAGACAUGGGUUCUAGUCCCCACACAGCCAUGAAGCUCACUCAGUGAUCUUGGGCCAGUCACUUGUCUCUCAGCCUAAUCUAUCUCACAGGGUGGUUGUGAGGAUAAAAUGAGGAGGAGGAGAACCAUUAACACCCCCUUGAGCCUCAUGGAGGAAAGGUUGUUAGCAAUUUCACUCCUCCGAUGCUGCAGAUGGGAUUGUUGUAAAUUACAUGCCUAUCUGGGACGACUCUGGGAAAGGAAGACAGUCUUAUCUAUUCUGCUGCGGGUACUAUUACACUGUACGUUUCCUUUUAUUUCUUUCUGUUUGUUCUCUCGGAGCUGGAGAGAACGGACACCAUUAUGCUUUUGUCUGUACAUAGUGUGUAAAUAAAUAGUAGAUUAGCUCUACGGUGUCUUACUCUUCUUGCUGUGUUAUGCCAGAAGAUUAGUGUGCAUUUAUCAUUAUGAUGUAUGUCGUUAGAAGCGCACUGGAAGAGAAGGGAGAUGCCUUUUCCAGAGCUGCGCGUACCGGAGGACGCUCAGAGUUUCGGGGGCUUGCAGGGCACCCCAGGGUGUUUUCCAACAAAUAAAAUAAAAAAAGAAAUUCCCUAGGGAGGUGGGCUCCCUCUCAAACCAUAGCAACAGAUUCUAGAGUUGGGGAACACAGAGAAGACUUACCGUACUUUUCUGUGUAUAAAACGCCCCCAUGUAUAAGAUGCCUCCUAUUUUGGGGGACUCCAGAUUAAGAAAACACCCCUCAGCGCUACCCGUGUAUAAGACAAGCCCCAAUUUUAAACCUAAUUUUUUGAUAAAAAACACCCCUAGUCUUAUACAUGGAAAAAUACGGUAAUUACAUUAAGAGAAUGAAAAUUUAGAAAGAAGCUUAUGAAUUUCCCAUGUGGCCAACCGUUUGACACAGGGAAAAAUGAAAUUAGCACAUAGGCAUGCAUUUUUUGCAGUUUUGCUCACUGGCAUACUGGCACGUGCCUAUGCAGUGAAAUGGAUGCAAGUACUUCUGCCAUGUGGUGAUACAUGCAGUUUGUUCACAUUUUCCUGCACAGCGUGCUUUUGUCCUGCGUAGGAGAUACGCAGCUUUUCAAGGCAGCUGAUUUCUUGAUGUUAUCUUAAAGAGCGAACAUUUUGCUGAUGAACUCUGAAAAAGUAGGGAGUGUCAAGAUGAGUACCCAUUUGUCUAGAUGGAAAGAGGGAGGGUAAAAUUUUAGGGGGCCUUGUGCGACAUUUUAAGAAUGUUAUGUGAAUGUUAAGCAUUCACAUAACACAGUUCCCCCCCCCCCCCCGAAUUUCAGGCAUAUACUUAAAAGCUGCAGGAGUUGUGUGGCCAUAGGCGGAGUCCUAAGCAUGCUAAACUUGGAAGUGUAUCCCAUUCAUGUAGUUUAUUUUGGAGUGAACAUGAUUAAUAUUGCAUUUCCACGCUCCUAAAUAUGAUGAGCCAGGCAUGAUUUUUAAAUGUCAGUCAUCUAUUGACUUUUAUUGACCUGUGUUUUUUUGGGUUAUUUUUUUCUUUAAAACUAAUGUAGGUUUGUCUGGAGCUGGGAAGACCACAGUUAGCAUGGCACUGGAAGAAUAUCUAGUGUGCCAUGGCAUUCCAUGCUAUACCCUGGAUGGUGACAACAUCAGACAAGGCCUUAAUAAGAAUCUAGGAUUCUCACCAGAAGACAGGGAAGAAAAUGUCCGCCGGAUUGCUGAGGUUGCCAAGUUGUUUGCAGAUGCUGGCUUGGUGUGCAUCACUAGUUUUAUUUCUCCUUAUGCCCAGGUGAGCACCCCAUGUCCUCAUUUUACACCGAAAUUGCACUGCGGUGUUAACUAUUUCAAGAAUAUGGUCAAAUAAUCCUUCCUUUGUUGAAUGUGUUAAAUUUUGGCUGAGAUUUAGGAGCCCCUUACACACAUCAGAAAUUGUGUUUUUUCAGUGGCCGUUAUAUGCUCAUCUGAAGGGGUUUAUGAAAUUCCCUCUAAAGGGUGUUUGAGAGGCCACGGUGAGGACAAGCUUGGUGUACAGCCUUUGUUUCCUGUCCAGUAGAUUCAGGUUACUAUAAAUUAAAAACAACUGAAAUUAGACUCAGUGGCGCUGUGGUCUAAACCACUGAGCCUAGGGCUUGCCGAAUGGAAGGUCGGUGUUUCGAAUCCUCGCAGCAGGGUGAGCUCCCCUUGUUUGGUCCCUGCUCCUGCCAACCUAGCAGUUCGAAAGCACGUCAAAGUGCAAGUAGAUAAAUAGGUACCACUCCGGCAGGAAGAUAAACGGCGUUUCUGUGUGCUGCUCUGGUUCGCCAGAAGCGGCUUAGUCAUGCUGGCCAUAUGACCCAGAAGCUGUCUGUAGACAAAUGCCGGCUCCCUCGGCCUAUAGAGCGAGAUAAGCGCGCAACACCAGAGUCGUCUGCAACUGGACUUAAUGGUCAGGGGUCCCUUUACUUUUUUAAUGCUAUAGAACACAAUAAACUAAGUACUGCAGACUCCCUGUUUUUGAAAAGCCAAGCCAUGAACCCCCUACUUUUGAAAAUUUUAAUAUCUCUAUGGUCGUUUUAUUGGUGUAAAUUGCAUCAUGGGUGGGUUACGCAGACCCCCCCGGGACCCACAGAUCACCAGCUGGGAACUGCUGCUAUGGAAAGGAAGACCUGUGGUGCAAUUUAUUUGCAGAUGUGUCAGUUGAGCUAACCAGAGGGUGUAGCUAGAAGCACUCAGGGUACUAGGUUCAUAGCCUCCUAAGUGAGAAUCACAUCAGAACAGCAAAAUUGGCAACUCCUUUCCACUUUGCUUAACGCUCCCUCUCUCACUCCAGGCAAAACUGGCUAACACCUUAGUAGGUACUGCCAGGAUUAAGGGGGUUAGCUUCCCCUUAAGUCACAUUUUUUAAUUUUUGUAAACUACUUGUUUAUUUAGAAGGCUUGGGGCAGGUGGACCUGCAAAUGGUUAGGCAGGUAGUUAAACACAAAGGUAAUACUGUGGAAGGGAAGCUGGCAACACCUUGCAUAGGCUUGGAAAUGGUGCAAGAGAAAUCUGAAGCAAGUUUUCAUUGUAUUUCAAAACAUAGCCUUAGACUUAGUAAGGCAGAAUUUUUAAAACAUAAUUAGCAAGGAGAAAAUUGGCUUUUUAGAAAGAACAUACCAUAUAUUCAGUAACAAAACAAGCCUGUGUUACUUUCUAAACAAGUCAUUUUCAAACCAUGAGUUACAAAGCAGGCUUUUUAAACUUUUAUUUUUUUUGAAAAACUUUUUAAAAAUACCAGUUUUCCUGUUUCACACUUAACAUUAAGCUGACAUCCUUUGAAAAUAAACUCAGAAGAUUUCCAACCCCAACCCACAUGUGAACUGGGUGCUUUUUUCUGGCUCUCUGAGGCUCAUUCACAUAGUGGUCUAACAUUAUGUGCAAACCAGCGCUUGGAAAACGUCAGAAGUACAAUUCAACCUCUUCUGAUCCUCAGUGUCUCUCUAUCUCUCAUCUCUCUCCCAUCCCAGCUUCAUGUUUAGGAGUAGGCUGGGACUCAUCACAUCCACCCCAAAGGGGUGGGAUGCUCAACAUGGCAAGUGUGACAAACAUAUGUUUAUGCUGGGCAUAUAAAAAUGCUACCUACUGUGCAAGUCUAAAUUAAUUACUCGUUUGGUGUGCUCUGAAGACCAGCAGUCAUUCAAGCAGAUACAACAUUUGACAACAUUUUCAGUUAGCUUGAUACGUAAGCAGCCGCUGUGUCUAAUCAUGAGACUUUGCAAUGCCUUGUGUUUCAUUCCCCUCCCCCUUAUGACAUGAUACCCUCAUGUAGACAUAGCACUGGUUCCCUGAAAAUUGUGGUUUUGUAAAUUGGGAGUCAGAUUCACCACCUUCCAUGUGCAUCAGCACAAACUAGGUUUUCUCUUAAACAUGGUUUGAAAGCCCACUUCAAACUGAUACUACACUCUACAGUGAAGAUUUGUAUUUGUUAUUGAUACUGAUAACCAAGGUUACAAGGAAGCCUUUUUGUGUUAACUGUGACUUGCAUUUCACUGGGUCGUUGUUUAGCGUGUGACGUGGUGGAAAGUUUUAUUUCUGCCAUUGCUUCUCAGGACCGUAACAAUGCAAGGCAAAUUCAUGAAGUGGCAAGCCUGCCUUUCUUUGAAGUAUUUGUGGAUGCUCCAUUGUACGUUUGUGAGCAGAGAGAUGUGAAAGGCCUCUACAAAAAAGCUCGUGCUGGAGAAAUUAAAGGUGAGCUUUCAUGCCAAAGUUCUUUUAUGGUGUCCCAAUUGGGGCUGUUGGGCUAUUGCCUACUGUACGAAUGAGCUAAUGACAAAUAAAAUAUAAUGCAAGCCAUCUGCUCUCUGUAAUACUAGGGUACAGAAGAGCACCCAUUUAAUUACUUUCUUACUUUGAUAUCUUGCCUUUUCUUAAAAACAUGGAGCCCAAAGUGGCAUAAAUGUAGUUCCCAAGUAGUCACCUACCCAGGUGCUGACCAGACACAGACCUGCUUAGCAUCAGAAAAGUGGUGGUCUCAUAUGCUAUGUCUAAGCAUAUAUACACAACCCAGUAACACUGCAAAGAAUCCAAAUGGAACCAUACUUAGCUGUCGUAACUGUUACUCAUUCUCCCUGAGAGCAAAAUUAUUGAUUACUCUGGCUAUUGUUUACUCUGGAUACAAAGCUGCUUUUUAAAAUCCAGUACCUUCUCUCAAACUGCUCAUGCCCAACAAGAUAUGCUGUCUAAGCAUAUAUAUAAGCAAUAUAUAUAUAUGCACACAAACAUUGCCCAGAAGAGAAAUAAAAUUUGAAAUUACUGAUGUAUCAGCCUCCACAAGCUUUACUUGUAACUCAUAUUCCCUGUUCAAAAAUGUGCUUAUGACAUUGUCUUUGUCCACAAGAAGAUUUACAGUGAGACAGAAGGACCCUUUUAGUUACUGUUUAGUAAUUAUUUUGGGAUGGACCAGAAAAGACCAGGAAUGUUAGAUGCAAGCAAGCUUUUCAGAUAAGUAGCUGGAAUAACAUAUUACAGCAGGAGACUAGAAGACCCAUCUGAAAAGCAGCCUUGUCCUAUGUUCUGUUUUUCUCCCCCCACUCAGGUUUUACUGGUAUUGACUCAGAGUAUGAGAAACCUGAAGCCCCUGAGCUGGUACUCAAAACAGAUUCCUGUGAUGUCAAUGACUGCAUUCAGCAAGUUGUGGAACUUCUGCAAGAGAGGGUAUGGAGUCUUGUAGUGCUGACUUGUAAACAUCUUGUGAAGUUGCCAGCUUAAUAUUCACUGCACAUGUAAGCGGGCUUAUUGAGAAGUAGGAGGUGCAACAUUUGGUCCCUGACUUGGUUAGAUUCAUCGAUUUAAAAACUUUCAAUGGAGUGGCAACUCCUGUGUAUUUUCCAAGAACAUGUAAAAUGUGUCCCUCUCUUCAGAAGUGUGGUUUUAUUAAUAUGCAGGCUUCUUCAGAUCUGCUCAAUGCAAACUUGCACCAUUAAUUAAGUUAAGUUUCGUUGCUUGCUGAUAUCCCUGUUUGAGGGUGGAAUUCAUAAUACUGCUAAGAAUAUUGUCAGUGCAAGCAUUUUUACUUGCCCAGUGGAGUGAUCCCCACUUUCCUCCCUCAUGUGCUUUGCUUGGGGGGUUCUUCCCACUCUCUAAAAAGGGUUUGGUGGAGGGGUGGGGGAAACCCUGAUGUGGUAGCAGAGGUCCUUGCACUGACUUCUGCUAGUGGAAUGGGGUAGUUGAAUCUGGUGAAAUGCAACAUUAGUCACACUCGAGUGUAAAACCCCUAAAACCAAUGCAGCGGGUCUAAUUCUAUUGGGUGAUACCCAGCAAUCUAUAUCUCGCAUCGGUGAGCAAACAGUACUUCACCCGCAUGACUUCAAAUAUUUCAGUCUUUUCAAUGUGACAGGAAAAAGGACAGCAAAACCGAGAGCUGCUUUUGCAUUUAGUGCUUGAGCAAAGCUAUUGUUGGCCUGCCAUGGUAAGAAGUGAUGAUCUUACACAUUCGACUUAUGAAGGGAUAACUGCAGUUACUUCAUGAAUAAAUGGUAUAAUAUGCGAACUGCAGCUUUUUUGGUUUUAUUGUUACUGGGCUGACUUGCCCUUCUUGUAAUUGGAUCAUUUGAGGGUGGAGGAGGAGUGCCUGUAUUAAAGCGUCUGUAAUAAACGAACAGCCAAGAGCUUUGCAAGAGGAAAAGUUGUUCUGUUCUGAAAUGGCAAUUCCCAAAAGGCAGGUUGUAGCUGCUACCAUGGGCUUCCAGCUGUGAGUGGUGCAGAGAUCAUAGUGGAAUUGCUUGAAUGAAGAGAAUUGGGGAAUGAAUACACAGAGCAUCAAUAAAGAGAGACUUUACGGCAGUGCUCUUAUUUUUGGGAACUCCCUUGCCCCUCUGUCUUAAAUGGAAAUGAACUACCUGUUUUUUGUUCUCGUUUUGUUUUCACUGUGAGUGAGUGAAUGAAAAGAAAAGAAAGGCAUGUUGCUGUCCUUUUUUGUAUGUUUCUGCUACAUUAAUGCACAUUAGCAGAAUCACUUUUUUAUUUUGUAAGUCAUGGAGCUCUGCGAGAUCCUUAUCACGGAAAGGAGAAAGCAAUUUGGGCUUGUAUAUGUCUGCUAAAACAUAGCUUAAAUGUGUUUGGCUGAUCCAUGUGGAGGCUCCCAUUGGGUACCCAAUGGAGAUCCAACAGUAAACACUGAUUACUUUUCAACUUUUUGCAGUUUAUGUAUAAGCUGCCUUGAGUCCCAGUCUGGUAAAUAACCACCACCUAGAUAACUUCCUCAGUAAGAGAGGGCAAACCCCCUGGUAUGUUACUACUGUGAAAGCUAUCUUACUUCCACUGUUGGAAGCGGUAUGCUUCCGAAUAUCAGUUGCUGGAAAACUCAGAAGGUGAGAGUGUGAUUGCACUUGGUCGCUAGUUGUGGACUUCCCAUGGCAUCCUAAACAGGGUGUUGGACUAGAUGGGCAACUUGCAGGUUAUGUUCCUAAAACUUACAGAAGAAUUUCAAAGGCAUUUAAGAAUUAACCCCCCCACCCCAAGUCAGUGAAUUCACCUAAACUCUCAAACUGCUGAUAUUCCUAGUACCAUUAGUAAUCCAGUUUAUUUUGUUGUAUACUUGUAUUAGCACUUCCAUUUGAUGCCGCUGAGUCAGGUUUCUGCUGAUGCCACAGUUCUUUUUUAUUGAAAUAAGUUUCAUUUCGCACCAUUUCAGCUAGAGAACCAAUGUGCCAGUAUGAAAGACUCCCUGUUCUUUCCUUUGUGCUUCUUAAAAUGGGUUUUGACCUGUGCGGCCAUGAUAGUUCUGCUUAGAGACUGCACAUGUUCCAUUUUCUUCCUCUUAUUGCAAUGGGAAGAAGAUGACAUGUUUUAAACUCCCCAGCAGGUAUUGCAAUUCGGACCCAAAGGAGAGAAAGCAGUCAGUUUUGAAAGUAUGCUCCAACAAAUGUUCUCAGUUGAGUUAUAAACGUGCUUUUCCUUAGUUAUGUUACUCAAAAUAAAUGGUUAGGUAAAGUGUCUCAUAAUAUUUUUCAUUGCUGUUAUGUCAGACUUGGGUGAAAUAUGGUCUCUCCGUAAUUGAUAUACCUCCUAGGAUGUAGCAUCCUGGAACUCGCCAUUUUUCAAAUGAGCAUUGUUCACCUGGCUCCAUCCACAUAGAGCUCCAGCAGAUUCCUCACCCAGCCAGCUGUCCAAAACGGCUUGUGCUGAGCUGUGUGCAUUCAAGUGAAAUAGUUGGAAACUACUUCUCUUGGAGCCUUUUCAAAACCCUCCAUAAACAGGUUGUCAUUCAAAUGGUAAAAUAAUUCAAAGCCUUGCAUUACCAGAGAUGAAAAUAAGCAAAUAUUAUGGGUGCUAUUGGCCAUGCUUGCUGGGAAUUCAAGUUCAGCGACACCUUCCAAUCAAUGGUACAUUGGGACACCAGAAUGCAGAAAAUUGGAAACUUUCAGAUGCUGCCUCCCUGUUUAUAGGAACAUGGGACAUUCCCAGUUCUUUCUGGGGAUGCUAGGAAUUGAGUUUGGGACGUUCAACAUGCUAAGUAGAUGCUUUAUCCCUGAGCUAUAGCCUUAAAGUAAGAAACCAUGGCUCACAAAGAGCAGUCAAACCAGAAAAAAAUUCUGCAUUGCAACAGAAGUUAAAAUAUUUAUGCCCCGAGACACAAAAUGUUUUACUCAUGUGACCAAACAGAAUCAGAUCAUUCUGGCUGUAAUCCAACACAGACUGAUACUAGUGGUUUUCAGCAUUUCUGUAUUGUGGCCUUUGACUUCUUUUGGAAACAGUUGGCAAUGUGAAAUGUACAUGGCUGUUAAGGGGCAGGCAACAUCCUUGCUUCGGAACAAAUCCUUUGCAAUUAUUUAGUUCAAUUUAUAUCCCCCUUCCUUUCAAAGGAGCCCAAAGGAGAUUGAUUUAAUUAAAUCUACGGCUUUGUUCAUGCAAUGUUGUGCAUGUCCUAUAGUACAGCUAAGUUCAUUAUUUGAGUUACCUCUGCAAUGUUCAUUCUGUAAUCUUCCUGUGGAUAUGCACUUGAUUCAGGCAGUGUUAGAAUUUUGUUAGGUUCUGGAUAGCUGUUAAAAAGAAGUUACCUCGUGUUGCUGCAUUCAGUUUUAGAGGGUGCAAUAAACAUCUUUUGGUUCCUAGUCCUGAAUAAUGAAUCAAUAUUGACCUAACAGCUCAUUAAAAUGAAUAAUAAUUAUUUUAUUAUUUGUACCCCGUCCAUCUGGCUGGGUUUCCCCAGCCACUCUGGGUGGCUUCCAGCAAAGAUUAAAAAUACAUUAAAAUAACAUUACACAUAGCAUUGCAGCUAUGUAGAUAAUAGAAUACUAUCUUUUUAUGAUGGGGUGGUUUUGCAUUUUCUGACUAGUGAUAAAUGCAUUGGUAAGUCCAACAAUCGCAGUGAAAUGUGGAACAAAUGACUAUGUUAAGAUACAUUUUAAAAGAAACUUGGAAACACAUACACUAAGCAGAAGAAUAGAAGCAUUGUUACCCCUCCCUAUGUACCUUCCCCACCCUCCAACUCUUCUCCCCUUUUUUCUUCCCAGCCUUAUACUGCAUGCAACACUAACGCCUCACAACAAAUGAAACUGAGCUGUAGAAAACAAAACUUGAAAAAAGAGACAAUGCACGUAAUUCUUUUUGUAAACUAAGACAUCUUUAAUAAAAGUUAUUAUUAAAAAACACUUUGAAAAAAGCACAAGCUUCACCACUAGAGGGCUUCCAAACACCACAUUUUUCACUGAGCUGUAUGUGACUCCUAAGAGAUGAGGUUCUUGCCUCUGUUUUCAAUCUAAAGCGAUGUUUUAAAAGUUGUAUCUGUAUGUACCAGAAGCAUUAGAUUUACUAAUGCUAUAAAUUACUUGGAUGUUUAGCCUUUUCAUGUAGUCACGGUUUAAUGUCCUGAAAUGUAUUUUGUGCCCGUGCACAAGUCAAGCUUCUCAGCUCAAGUAGCGUUGAGAUGCUGCUGGUGUUUGCAUCUUGGGCUAAGGGUGAAAUGCAAGUAUGUACGCUGAUUGUGCCUUGUGUGUGUCACAUUUAUGGCAGUCAGGAUAGUAGACUCUGCAGUAGUCACACAACACGACUUGAUUCCCACGUUUGGAACAACUUCAUAAAGUGUAAAAGAAAAAUGCUUUAAUAAUUUGCUAAAAUGCUUCCUAAAACGACUUGCCUCUAUGCUUGUUCUUAUACUUUCAAAGCAGACGACGACGAAGGAGCUUUUAAUAUUAUGUGGCUUUUAACAGAAUGCUCAUUCCUAGCAGUUUGAUUGGAAACACUCUUUAACUAAAACUAUAUUUUUUGUUUUAAAACAAGGCACACCACAUAUUUAGAUGCAGUCUCUUAUAUCUGUCUUGCCCACAGGCUUUCUGGCUAUAUACUUUAAAAUAUAAACAUUUAAAAAUAGACUUGUAGUGUUCACAAAUAAAACAUAUGCCCCAUGUGAAAAAAGACUGUGCAAAUGAAGUCCUUUUAUUACAUUAAAAAACAAACACUGUUAAAAUGCUUUGUUUCUAAAACUUUUGCCGAUGACUAUGUAUUUCUGCAAAAUAGCAGACAAUAUCUUUAAGGCCGCUUACUAAUAGACUUUGGCCAUUAGGCGUUAUGAAGUAAAGAAAGUAGUAUUAAUUUCAAAAUAGACAUAGAGUCUAGCAAUAAAAUGAUUCGACUUCGUUGUUAACUAAACGGGUUCCUUGUCUGUAAAGCCUGAGGGAUAUUUGUUCUCCGGAGCUCACUGACAUCUUUUGUAGACACACUAAAAGCAAGAGAUACUUGCAUAUCUGCAAGCACUGAAGAGUAAAUGUGUAAAUCGCUAAUGCAUGAAUCUCAGCUGUGCUUGGAUCUGCGUGCUCCAAAGUUCUUUUAAUGACACCGAUCUGGCUGUGACUGGGACUUGUGUUAACUGUGAUUCAUAUCCAUCUUGUUUUUGCAGUUACAAUGGGGGUUCAGAACCAGUUUUAAGUGUCUAAUCUGAUCCUCAUCAUUAUAGCUUAUCCUAGCACUUUUUUUUUCUGCAAAGAUUUACUAUAGAAGUCUUCUAUUACUAUAGAAACAGCAAAGAUCGCACAACUUACAACAAUCUGAUCCGAUACAGAAAUGUCAUAAUGAAAACAUAACUUUGAAAUGAACAACUUAUAUCAAAUAAAGUAAUAUUCAGUAAUCCAUUGGGAUUACAAUAAAAUAAAAUUAAAUAUCAGCAAAUAAACAAAAAUUCACUCUUAAUUGCAAUAAAUAUUUUCUAAACUAUAAUAAAUAAAAAUAACAAGUUACAGUGCAUAAAAUAACACAGUACAACUUGAGAAGCAAAGACACACACUAUCUAUCUAUCUAUCUAUCUAUCUAUCUCCCUAUCUCCCUGAACUCCAGAUUGGGCUGGGAGAGAAUCCCAUCUGAAAUCCUGGAGAGAUGCAGCCUGUUGUUGUAUUCUUGAAUGGUCUGACUCAGUGUGAGGCAUAAUCCUGCAUUUCUGUGGAUGCAAACUUUUACACAUCUAACCCGAGAUCAAGCCCCAUAAACCUCCACUGUUGGUCUGUAGGUUCAUAUUUUUUCUUUAGUAUUUUGGUGCAGAUCCGUAGGAUGCCACCCUAUGGUGUAAAUUACAGAGAUCUAGAUUGUGGUGGUGGUGGUGUCAACAGCCCAGCCAAAAACAGUAUGUGCUUCAUCUGAGGCAGCUACCUCCUGGACUUUCCUGUUGGAAAGGCGGAUGGUUUCGCCACUUUAGGACAGAGUUGUGUAGGGUCCCUCUGCCAAACAGUAGCCAAGGAAGACUCCUGCUGGCUUCUUCUGUGGGAAAGGAUAGGGCAAGGAGAAGCUUGCCAGCUUGGCUCCUCUGAAGUGAGGCAUACUAGACAUUGCUAUCCAGCUGAUUGGAGCAACCCAUGCUUACAUCCUGCAGGAAGGCUUGUUGCUUGUCAAAGGUCUACAUCACAGUCACCAGGGUCACUGAAAAAAUAUUAAAAGUUGGGUUCUUGGGUUCAUGAAACAAGCAUUUGUCCCCCCAAAUGGACAACACACCAUUUUAGAGCCCUUUAGAGACAUUGAAACUGGCCUCAGUCACUGCUUUCUUCCUCAAUCUUUUGCAGCCAUUAUUCUCAACAGUUAUUUAUAAAAUAAAAACUAGUGGAACAUACCACUACCAUUGUAAAGUCAGCAACACUGCUUACCUUUGGGUCUGACAGUAGAUUCCUUUCUGUGCAGUAUUAUGUAUGUUAAAGCUGCCCAGAUGCUAUGAACUGAAAUCUGAGUGGCAGGGUGUUUGCUUUCAUUUUGUUAGUUUCUAAAAUAUUUUGGUAGAUGCUCUUUGGAUAAUCAGUCAGUGUCUAUAUACAGCCCAUCAUCUUCCUUCUACAGCAAUUGCUGUUUCCUUCGGGAAGGAAUUAACAUACAAAUUUCUGAAUGAGGUUCUCAUUGAGCUGUUUUCUCAAACUAUGCUAAUUAGGUUUGGAUAGAAGAAUCCCCUGUGCAUCUAGUUACUGAACCUUUUGACAGAUUCCAAGCAUAUUGGUGUAGAUGUUCCAGCCUUGUGAGGAAUGGAAGAAUUUAGGAGCAGACUUCGGUUUGUGUUAAGUCUUUUGAAUGGCUGCCUUAUUUUAAGACACCCUGCAGUAUAUUUUUCCAGAUUCAGAAUCGAAGCAUGAUAGACUUUCCUUUUUUUAAGUGCACAGAACUUUUGGGUAGGGGGAGGGUGGGACAAAGAGGCUGCUUAAGCACCAAUAUUUUAACAUGUUUUAAGUUACUUAUAGCAUUUGAACACGUCAUUGGCGAGGAAUUUAACUUUGUGGUGACUCUGUCACGUUCUUUUCCCACUCGAAUGUUGUUCUGGUUGUCUGUGUCCUCCUCUGUGCUGUCUGGCAAAUGCUGAACUGCACUGUUUUUUGGUUUUUUAAUUCAAAAUGUUCCAAACCAGGCACCACAUUUGUAUUGUCUUGUGCCAUGCUUUUAAGUCUUAGCUGUGAUGAGUUUGGGCCAUCACACAGUAAGAAAGGGGAGGACAAAUUUAUCACUGUAUAAGGUUUAGAUUAGAAAGUGGAGGGAGGACAAAUAAUUCUUAGUUCCUUUGUUGCUGCUUUGUUGUCUCUCAUGAAGUUGGAGGAGGAGGUACAAAGGGGAAGAUGUAUAGAUGUAUGGUUCUGUCCAUCAGUUAGGAGAACGAAUGUCUCACUGUGCAGAGUAAGCAGCAACAAAGGAAGUAAGGUAAAGGUAAAGGGACCCCUGACCAUUAGGUCCAGUUGUGAACGACUCUGGGGCUGCGGCGCUCAUCUUGCUUUACUGGCCGAGGGAGCCAGCGUACAGCUUCCGGGUCAUGUGGCCAGCAUGACUAAGCUGCUUCUGGCGAACCAGAGCAGCGCACGGAAACGCCGUUUACCUUCCCGCCAGAGCGGUACCUAUUUAUCUACUUGCACUUUGACGUGCUUUUGAACUGCUAAGUUGGCAGGAGCAGGGACCGAGCGACGGGAGCUCACCCCGUUGCGGGGAUUCGAACCACCGACCUUCUGAUCGGCAAGCCCCAGGCUCUGUGGUUUAACCCACAGCGCCACCUGCGUCCCUAACAAAGGAAGUAUGAGCCACCUAUUCUUUUUUUCUAUCCUAGUGUACAUUGUUCCAUCAGUUUUGUCAUUGGGAUUGCUAGUGCAGGUUGAUAACGCUGGGGGAGCAGAUAUAACUGGACAACUGCUUCUUAUUCUAUCAUUCAUUCAAGGUAGGGUGCGCUUAGUUCUUCCCCUCUUCAUUUUAUAUGCCCAACAGCCCUUCAAGGUAAGUUAUGAUGAGAGCGUGUGAUUGGCCCAGAGUCACUCCAUGAGCUUCGUGGCCGAAUGAGAAGGGCUUUUUUUCUCGCUGGAACUCACCAGAACUCAGUUCCAGCACCACUCAGGUGGGCAACAUUGCCAUUGUAAGAGAACAAGGGAGGUGCCCAUGGUGAGUUCCAGAAUAAUACUACUACUACUACUACUAAUAAUAAAUUUUAUUUAUAUCCCACCCUCCCUAGCUGAAGCCAGGCUCAGGGCGGCUAACAACAAUAAAAUAAUACAACUUUCUAAAAUCAUUUCAUUAUAAAAUUAAUUCAAAUCAAAUUGAUGGCAACCAUUGGGCUAGAGUUCUGUGAAGAUUGCCAAAGGAGGAAGUCAGGCUGUGCCCUGGCCAAAGGCCUGGUGGAACAGCUCUGUCUUGAAGGCCCUGCGGAAAGAUGUCAAGUCCCGCAGGGCCCUAGUCUCUUGUGACAGAGCGUUCCACCAGAUUGGAGCCACAGCCAAAAAAGCCCUGGCUCUAGUUGAGGCCAGCCUAACCUCUCUGUGGCCUGGGACCUCCAAGAUGUUUUUGUUUGAAGACCGUAAGUUCCUCUGUAGGACAUACCAGGAGAGGCGGUCCUGUAGGUACGAGGGUCCCAGAACCUCUUUUUCUAGAAAAAUAGCACUGCCCAUGAACAUUUGGACACCGAUCUCCCAGGUCUUAAUCUCAACACUCUUAACCACCACCCUGGGGCUUGGAUUAAGCAUUCAUAGGUCUGGUUGAAUGGCCACUUUUACUGUAGGGAUGGGCAAUUGGUUUCCUACCUAGGCUCCCAAUUCUAAGACAUCUUCUUUUUCCUGUGUAUAUAACUUGUUUCCAUUUAACUAGGCCUCCCGCUUCUUUUUUCAUCAGAUUAUUUACAUUCUUGUGGUGAAAGUAGGGUCGAGCCUUUCCUUGGUUGAGAGGUCAGUUCAGCCUUUUUUUGGCUAUAAGGGAAGACAAUCAGACCUCCGGGUAUAGGGCGGUAUAUAAAUUCAAUAAUAAUAAUAAUAAUAAUAAAAUGACAUUGCAAUCUAAACCAAAUCUACUCAGAAGUAAGUCUUGUUGAAUUCAAAGGGACUUAACUCUCAGUUAACAUCAAAAUGUUUUAGAGCCGCUGCUGGAUUUUUCAGCGAUGUGAGAUUUAAGAAGAUAAAAAUGUUUCUGCAGAUAACUUGAAUGGCAAAAGCACGAGCAUAAAUACAGGUUACAGCUAGUUUUAAAAGGCAGCAGGCUGCUGACCCGCAGCACCACCAUUUGAUAUGUAGCAUAUAAAAUAAUAAUACGAAAUUUUAACAACUUUCGCCUUUUUCUUUCAGGACAUUGUACCAGUGGAUGCCUCUUACGAGGUUAAGGAGCUGUAUGUGCCUGAAAACAAACUUAAAUUGGCCAAAACAGAUGCAGAGUCUUUACCUGCCCUGGAAAUAAAUAAGGUAAUAUAGGUUUGCAAAGCCCACAAAAGUAUUUUUACUUGUCCAGAUAGAACCUGUGUGAUUUGUGGCAUAUUGAUCUCCCAGUCUGCUAAAACUGUUUUGCCUUGGAGUCUUCUCUUGCUCACCCCUCGUGAUUGGCUGAGUAGCGAUUUGCAAGCUUGAGAUACAGUGGUACCUCAGGUUCCAUACGCGUCAGGUUAUAGACUCCGCUAACCCAGAAAUAGUACCUCGGGUUAAGAACUUUGCUUCAGGAUGAGAACAGAAAUCGUGCUCCGGCGGCGCGGCGGCAGCAGGAAGCCCCAUUAGCUAAAGUGGUGCUUCAGGUUAAGAACAGUUUCAGGUUAAGAACGGACCUCCGGAAUGAACUAAGUACGCAAUCAGAGGUACCACUGUAGCAGGAAUUGGGUUCUGUUUCCAUGAUUCAAUUUCAAACUACAAUUCUGAUUGUUCUGCCUUUCAGCCAUAAGUCUAUCCCCCCCCCCACCCCCGCCCAAUGUGUCAGUGCUUUGGGACAACUUGCCUUACUUUAGGAAGUAUCUUGUUGAUAUCAUUGAACUGGCCUAUUUUCCCUUUCUAACUAGUCUGCCACUGUCUCCGGUAAUUUUCCCCCCUACAGCAUCUGUAUUGCAUCUGAGUAGCCGGUAGUUUAAUAUAAUCACGUUUCUGAAGUCUUCAGUAUGCUAUGCAUUUCCCUUUUUCCACUUCAGUUUAGAUUUAUGCCUCUGUUUUAAUUGGUUAACUUCUCUUUCUGCAGUCCCGAAUUUGGCUGUUGACCCCUGUGGCAUUCAUGCAACUUCAUUAAUCCCUUGUUUGUUAAUGGCUACUUGUCUCUGUUUAUCACUCUGAGCAGCUGUGUCUAGAUGCAGUAAAGCAGUGAUGGGGGAUCUUUGGUCUAAUAUUAUCAACUUUCCUGUUUUAGCUGGAUAUGCAGUGGGUACAAGUCCUGGCGGAGGGCUGGGCAACACCGCUGAAUGGCUUUAUGAGAGAGAGAGAAUACCUGCAGUGCCUUCAUUUUGACUGCCUGCUUGAUGGUAAGACACCUUGAAAUUUACAUACAGUAGCAUCAGUUUAUGUUGGUCAUGUGGGCGGGCUUUGGAUAAUCAUCUCAUUUAGUCUCUUUAAAACAUAGCUUGUCAUAGGUCCAGUAAAAAAUUCAAAGUCAGCUUCAUAAGCCACUUCAAACCAUGAGUCAUGAAGCUAGCCUAUUAAAACUACCCAUUGUUUGUUUUUAAACUAGAGUCAUUGGUUUGAAUGUGAUGCUAAGCUGAGAUUCUUCGAAAGACUCUCGGCUGAGUAUGAGGAAAAGGGGAAAGUUUUGCCCAGGCUCCUUGAGGCAAAAGCCAAUAUUUUUGCAAAUGUGGCUACUGGUAAAAAAACAAAACCCUCCUCUCCAGGGUUUUCCCCAAGCAAUUGGAGACUGCGCCUGCACUUGACUGAUCUUUCCCCUGCCCUUUUCAUUUCUCUCUGUGUUAUGGGGCACCAGGGAGCAGGGCAGCUGUUUGCAACAGGAGGGGGAGACUCCCUGGAUUCUUCAGCAGCCUGUCUCAUCUGUUUCCUGGUUCCCCUCCUCUCCUGCCUCUGAGUCUGGUCUGCCUUCUGCCACAGUCUCUUCCUGCUCACUAAACGCUGUUGUCCCUUCAGCUUCCGACAUCUCCUCCCCACCAGUUUGCUCCCUCUUCUUUCUCUGACCUUACAUCAUUGUCCCACCACCAAUCCCCUGGUUCUGAGCCUUGUUCCCCUAGGGGGUUCCCUUGGAGGUUCCCCAGCUGGUGCCUCCCACCUCUCCUCUGCAUCCAGCCAGACCAUGACAUCACAUAUGGUUGAAACCACAUACAUGAAAUUCAUGUAAGAUGCAUGCGCACAGACACACUCAACACACACAGCUCCCUGUCACAUAUAAUAUAUAUGCACAUGCUUAAAUAUAUUUAUACACACAAACAUAUUUAUUGAUUUAUCUUGUGGACUAGUAGGGACCCAAAAAAAUGAUCUAGAUGUCAUUGCUGAAAAAAAGAAGGAACCUGCCAGGAGUCCAGGGGUCAUAGUGAGUUUCAUAAAGGAGUGAGAAACAUGUAAGAGAAGAGCUAAUAUGUCAAAUGCAUGGAUAGCCAUCUGCAAAACAUUUACUCUACAAAUAUUAUAACCUUGUAUACUAAAAUUUGUUUCUUUAUUGGAAACAAAUGUAGUUCUAAGAAUUCCAGGUAAUAGCUUCCCGCAAGCAUAAAAUCAACUGGCAAUCGUUGAAGCUUGAAGUGAUAAAUGCAGAACGUUUCUUUGUAAGGAAAUGGAUAUUUAAAACAAACCAUGUAUUGUUGUAGGAUCGCCAUGCAUUGCAGCAGGCUGUUGGGUGUCAAAUUCGCAAGACAUAGACAAAAAUGCCAUGUUCCAGAUUAAUUUUGUAGGAACUCCCUAUUAAUAUGUGCACAAGCUUUUUCAGCUUGAGCAUAAGUUUUGUCAGUGUUACAGUAGGUUCAUAUUUUGGAGAUCUGUUCUUGUUAUUAACAUUGAUUUAUUAAUUGCCUUCUAAGUCAGUGUUUCCGAAGCUUGGGUCUCCAGCUCUUUUUGGACUACAACUCCCAUAAUCCCCAUCUAGCAAGACCAGUGGUCAGGGAUGAUGGGAACUGUUGUCCAAAAACAGCUGGAGACCCAAACUUGGCAAACACUGUUCUAAGUGAAGGAGCCUGCCUGAUGCCGGAAGGCAGUGUUUUCCAAAGUGUAGGAACUGCCACAAUGAAAGAUCGAUUUAGUACAACUCCGGAACAAAUGCUAUGUGGCCGUGCCAGUUCUGCGGAUUGAAGUGGUUGAAUGGGUAUAUAUGUACUUUACCAUAGUACUUUUGACAUUUGAGAGAUUAUUGUAUUAUUCCUACUAAUUUUUAUGUGCAUCGGUGAGCUCCCGAUUGCUCGGUCCCUGCUCCUGCCAACCUAGCAGUUCGAAAGUACGUCAGAGUGCAAGUAGAUAAAUAGGUACUGCUCUGGCAGGAAGGUAAACGGCAUUUCCGUGAGCUGCUUUGGUUCACCAGAAGUGGCUUAGUCCUGCUGGCCACAUGACCCGGAAGCUGUACACUGGCUCCCUCAGCCAAUAAAGCGAGAUGAGCGCCGCAACCCCAGAGUCGGCCACGACUGGACCUAUUGGUCAGGGGUCCCUUUACCUUUACCUUAACCACCUUAGUAGAAGUAAUACUGGAGAAUGGAUUGCAUAAGUCAAGUAAGUCUGUCUGUGUUAUACCUACCCCUGCCAAAAUGUGAACUUCCUUUUAUUUCCUCAAAAUGCUUCAGUGGGUGCUUCCAACUUUUCUGCAGCAGUUGGGUAUCUCUUAGCUUCCAAUCUUGCGGAUCACCAGAAGGAAAUAUGUGUCUCUCUGCCCCAGGCAUUAGUUAUUUGCUUCAACUGCAUGACAAUAAGGCAAUUUCAAGCCAAUAUGGCAGGGGCAGUAUUGGGGAACAGUCGUGUGUGCCCUACUCAAUUAUGGAAGAGCUGGGACUUCGCUAAGUUUUUACUGUUGAGUUGGCGGGUUUUUCCACAAGGCACGUUUCCUGGGUGUAUCUGUGAAUUGAUGGCAUUGCAGCUCUUCCAGAGAACCUGGAACCAUUGCAAUAGCAGCCCGAAUGCCGCAUGUGUUUGGAGAGUGCAAUUGCUAUUUGCUUUGCAGUGAGAAUGAAUAUUAGAAUGAGAGAGUCUCAUGCAACUUGAUUCCAUCUUCCAGCUCGGGGCAAGGGAUCUUCCACUUGUACCCAUAAUAGACCUAUUCCUUGGUUGCCUUUACCUAGAUACCAGUCUGGAGAAGUAAAAAAAUUCUGCAAAGGAUUCCCGAGACAGGCCUAUAUCUCAAGUGAACCCAAGGCUAAGUAGCCCUGCUAUGCAUUAGGAAAGGGUGGGCUCUCAGAACAGUAGGCUUUUAAGCACUGCUGUUUUCAGGACACCUGGAUGAUUUUUCCAUUUAGAUGACAACUACCAUUGCGUUGCUUCUUCUUCUUUUUUCACCCUACAGGGGGAAUCAUUAACCUGUCAGUGCCUAUAGUGUUGACAGCCACAACGGAAGACAAGGAGAGACUAGAUGGCUGCACAGCUUUUGCUCUGCUGUAUGACGGUCGCCGUGUGGCUAUUCUCCGCAAUCCAGAGUUCUUCGAGCACCGGAAAGAGGAACGCUGUGCCCGGCAGUGGGGGACAACGUGCAAGGACCACCCUUACAUCAAGGUAGGCUUUUGCAAGGCUUGCUAACCUGAAGCUCUUAAUGAAGUUCCAUACAGAAGUGCGAGGAAUAAUCCAUAUGCAAACCACAGCCCAGAUUCCAAUCUUCCCUAGCAAAUUCUCUCUCCCGUUUGGUACAGCCGACUGCUUGUGGACACAUUCUGUGGCCAUUCAGAGAGUGGAAGCCUGUCUCGGAUGAUUGUGUGUGCAUAUAUGGAUAGAUAUGUGACAGAAACAGAUUUAGGAUGAGCCCCGUAGUCUGCCAGGGAAGAUCAGAGAGAAUUUUGUCCUCUCCUGUGGUUUAUAAAUGUAGCCUUGUGUGCAAGAGACAUAGAGGAAGCACACCAAAAUGAAUUACUCAGCAGCGAUGACAGGAAAACAGCUGGCUGCUCUGCUUCAGGGCUUGGCUCAGCCGGAUCAGAAUAUUUAGAGCCCAGUCUUCAAGUUAAUGAUUUUUUUUUUAAUGCUAUGUUAAUUGUUAAAUGGCCCUAAUUCAGGUCAUAGUUCAAAUUCUUAAAUGGGGUAGAAUGCCAGUUUUGCUGCAGGUAUGCUUGGGCAAAAGUGGAUUUUGUGGGGCUGGGUUGGAAAAAAACAUUGUGAAGGCAGGGGUGGGGAGAGAACUGCCUCGCUCCAUCUAUGGGGCAGGUGGGGAACUGAGUUUGUCUCCCUCACCCCCCACCAACAGAACGAAUGCUCUGCCCCAACCACUAGUUGCCUUAGGUCUGGGAAACACAAUCUGGCCUCUGCUGUUGAAGAGUUUGGAUUUGGAUUUGAUAUCCCGCUUUAUCACUACCCGAAGGAGUCUCAAAGCGGCUAAGAAUCUCCUUUCCCUUCCUCCCCCACAACAAACACUCUGUGAGGUGAGUGAGGCUGAGAGACUUCAAGAAGUGUGACUAGCCCAAGGUCACCCAGCAGCUGCAUGUGGAGGAGCGGAGACGUGAACCCGGUUCACCAGAUUACGAGUCUCAACCACUACCCCACAUUGGCCAGAGGAGCAACACUGUAGGAUGAGUUGCAGAACAUGUAUUCAAGGAAGGCAGAGAGAGUCUGGCGUAGUGGUUAGAGUGUCGCACUAGGACCUGAGAGAGCAGGGCUCAAAUCCCCAAUCCGCCAUGAAGCUCACUUGGUGACUUUGGGCCAGUUGCUGCUUCUCAGCCUAACCUACCUCACAGGGUUGUUGUGGGGAUGAAAUGAGGAGGGGGAGAACCAUGUACACCACCUCGAGCUCCUUGGAGAAGAAAGUGGGACCUAAAUGCAGUAAAUAAAUAAACAAACCACCAACAGUUUGGCCCCAAAUGGACACAAAAGCCCGUUUCCAACUCACCAUUUUUGUUACGGCAUUGUCAAACUGAUCCCCUUCCUCUGCAUUUCUCCCACCCCCACCCCAAUUCCCUUGUAUAUGUUUUCUUUUUAAUUUGUGAGCUUUUUUUAAAAAAAGUGAGUUAUUUUGGGGAAAGUUGGAUGAAAAUAAAUAUGUGAAGUAUAGCUUGGCACGAUGGCGCCAGGGGCAUAUAGCAGCUCUGUUGCGAACUAGGUGAGGGCAUCUCGAACACCACCUUCACUAGUCUUAAAGCGUCAACAGUGGCUCCUGAUCAAUUUCUGGGCCCAAUUCCAGGUGCUUGUUUAAAACGCCAUAGUCCUGUUGGAUCAAUCAAAGACAUCUUGGUUCCGAUAAUGGCCAUCUACUCCUGUUCCCAGCAAGUGGCCUUAAGUGGUGUGCUGAGAGCCAGUGUGGUGUAGUGGUUAAGAGCGGUGGACUCGUAAUCUGGUGAACCGGGUUCGCGUCUCCGCUCCUCCACAUGCUGGGUGACCUUGGGCUAGUCACACUUCUCUGAAGUCUCUCAGCCUCACUCACCUCACAGUGUUUUUUGUGGGGGAGGAAGGGAAAGGAUAAUGUUGGGCCGAUUUGAGACUCCUUCAAGUAGUGAUAAAGCGGGAUAUCAAAUCCAAACUCUUCUUCUUCUUCUCUGAUAGCGGAGCAGAAUUCAGUCAUUGUAACUAUUGGCCAUUGAUAGCAGUGCCCAAUCCCCAAAUCUGAAAUUCAGAAUUAAAAACAGCUUAGACAAAUUGCAGGAAUAGUGUUGCAUGCUGUUGAAACAACUCCCUUCCUUAAAUUUCAUAGAUGGUCAUGGAACAAGGGGAUUGGCUUGUGGGGGGUGAUCUCCAAGUCCUUGAUCGCAUUUACUGGAAUGAUGGCCUUGACCAAUACCGUCUCACACCUGCUGAACUAAAGCAGAAGUUCAAAGACAUGAAUGCUGGUAAGUUAUUGCAUGAAGAGGGGUGGUGUGAAAGUGAGCAAGAGACAGAGAAAUUCAUUUCCCGCUGCCCAGAAGCUCACCAGCAAUGUCUCUUUCAGCAAAGGGCAGCACAGUACCAGUGGGAUUUUACUUUAUUUCCCCUUUUUGUUUUGAACAAAACACAAUUUCUGUGAUUGCAGUCCUAAAAAAGCAGUAGUGAAGGACUGCGGUCAAAGUAGUUCUGAAAGUGUUUGCUUGCCUUCCAAAAGUGAUCGGCGGUGGUAACAACUUUUCAAACACCUUUGGUGAUGUGUGCCCAAGUUUUGCUGCACCUUUUAAAAGACUUGCCAGGUAAAUCCCAGCGUGUGGUGAAUCUUAUGGUCUCUCUCAGUACUUCGACUGUUUUGCCUUUGUUGAAUUGUCCUAGAUUUUCUUGUGAAAGCAAUAAAAAAAAAGUCCUUGCAAAGGAACAAACCACAUGUGUCUCACAGGGAACUCAGAGUGCGAUGAAAGGUAUUACAGUUUUUCUGAAAAAUUAGUUUUGGGAAUAGUUUUGCUAGCUUCACAGCCGAGUUGAGAAAUCCGCAGCCUGUUAGGUUGUUUGUUUUGUUUUCCAUUUUUGUGUUUCGUGUUAGAGAAAUAAGGAACAGACCAAGCAGUAAUAAUCUGGCAGCUGAUUGUUCUGUGCUGUUUUAGCUGGGAUAGUGAGAGCAGCCUCCUGUACAACUCUCAAAAGGGUGCUUGGGGGAAGGCGGCUGAAAACAGAGGCAGGGGAAAAAUAAAAACCCAUGUUCUUCUUUGAAAUAACCAAAUUAUAAUAGGUAGGACCCCAAGCUUGAAUUAAUUUUGGUUUUAUAUCGGAGAGAGGCGGGUUAAAUCUCCAUUGGUAAGGUUGAUAUUUAAGGGUGAACUUUUUUCUUUGAAUUUAUUUUGGCCCUGAGAUAUUUCUUUAAUAGGGCAAAAGGGCAUGGCAGCAUAUGUGAAGGCGUUGUGCUAAAGGGUUGGGUUUUUGGAAGACAGUACUUUUAGAGUUAUAUAAUUAUAACUGGUAAUUCAUUCACCUGAGUUAGCUUUAUUAAAUAUAUUUCAGAGUCAGAAUGCAGAUAUCUUAUUUAAAUCUCUCAUUGCUUACCCACUGUUUGCCCGGUUUGGGAAAGACUUGGAAGGGGUGUCCUUAUCAAAUUGGCUUAAAGGAGCUUGGACCGAUGGAGAAAUUGAACAACAAAAUAUGGUUAGCUCAUGAGCGAGACACAAGGACUCAUUUACAACUGACUACAUAAAUAAGGAAAAAAAUUCUGAUAUUUUUUUUGAGACAUCCAGACUUUUUGUCGUUGUUCUGUGUCUUUAGACUGCUGAUUGUGUAUUCUUGUGCUGUAUUUUCACAAUAAUUUUUGUUAAGGGUUUUGUGUGUUAGUUUUCCAAAAAGUCCAUAAAGUUAUUUUUUUAAAAAUAGAAAAAAGUUUUGUGGAUGUGUUUGCAGUGGGAAGGAACUUCUAGUAAUGAGUAGUAGUUUUAGAAAACAUUCUUUAGAAUAUACUGGACCUAAAGUUUUGCUACUGUACUGUUAGUAUUACUUAAAUUGAUCAGCUCAUUCAAUCAGUUAGAGUAGACAGCAUGUGGCACUCCAGAUGUUCUUGGACUACAGCUCCCAUGAUCCUUCACCACUGGCCAAGCUGUCUGGGGCUGAUGGGAAGUGGGGUCCCAUCUGCAUGGAAUCUCAUUUACCUGCCCCGAACAAUUUCUAAUCUCUGCAGGGUUCUGUAUAUUUCUUCCUUCCACUUCUAAGUUCGUGAUUGUAUUUAGUUUUUGUCUCUUUUUCAUUUGCCAUGCCAACAAUUUACCACAUUUAUUGGCCGACCCCGAACUAGAAGUUAGGUAAUGGAAUUUAAAACCUUCCGUUGUCUUAAAAAGAAGCAACUUGACAUUUACAGAUCUUGAGUAGCUUGUUUGGAAAACCAAACAUAACACGAGAACUGAGCUGCUGCACUUUUCUGUAGUAAAAAAAAUGAGCAAUGAGUAGAAACAGGACUUGUUAUACUUGGGUUAAGAAAACGGAGGCUCUAGUCCAGUGAUAGCAAGUCAUGUGGAAAGAGAUUUCCAUGCGUGGCGAAGUUGAAGUGGGAAAACACACACACACCCUCUUUCCACUAUGAAAGGGAGAAGCAUCUUUUAUCUCCCCCUGCUUUGCCCCAUGUAGUGUCUGAUUCUUGCCAGUUUUGAUAACUUCUAAAACAUGUUUAGGGCAAGGGGGAACUCGCUGCUCCUGUAGCAAUGAGUGUUUCAUUUGGGGUUGGUUUUUUGUGGAAUGCCUAUAAUGCAUACAAAAAUUCCCUUGAUUCAAGGGAAUAUGUUGAUCGGCCAAGCCUCUUUUGAUUCUUGGUUUCGCUACUCUUUUAUUUUCAGCCAUUUAUCUAAUUGAGAGCUAUUUAAAUAUCCCUGUCAGAGCUCUCAUCGCUCAGUUCGCAGCAUUGAGACAUUACACGACCAGUGAUGAGAUGCGGCAGCCCUGUGCUGCUGGGCUGCCGUUUGAAGGAUCCUUGGCGCCAAACGCAGGUGACAAUAGUGCUGGCGAAAUGUCAUAUGAUUGUAGAAAAUGCCAGGCAGCCAGCCACUGGCUGAGACUUUAAAUAUUCCCAAUAGAAGUACAGCCCUGUGUAGUAGUGUUCAUUGCAGCAACGUUGCUCUUUGAUCUCUCAAAUGCUUGGCACUGUCAAGCGGACAGCUGUGUUGUCGUAUCUCUCUUCAGUCGUCUGGCAGGGUUCCUGUCACCCACCCAUUCCUCUCCCAGCUGCAUUGGGAGCGAAGCCUUUCUGCAAAUGAUAGACUGUGCAAGGUCUGAAACCGAGGCCUAUAGAACAUUGCAGGCUGCUUGUCGCUGACGGCUUCUGCCUGAAUGAAUAACUGUCAAGCAUAUUGGCUCUCUCUUUCUCCCCUUAGACGCUGUCUUCGCCUUCCAGUUGCGCAACCCUGUGCACAGCGGACAUGCCCUGCUAAUGCAAGAUACUCAUAAGCAGCUUCUGGGUCGAGGUUACAGGCGCCCAGUCCUCCUUCUGCAUCCUCUGGGGGGCUGGACAAAGGACGAUGACGUUCCUCUGUCAUGGCGGAUGAAACAACACGCAGCAGUCCUGGAGGAAGGGAUAUUGAACCCAGAAACGACUGUGGUGGCCAUAUUUCCUUCUCCCAUGAUGUAUGCUGGACCAACUGAGGUAUAACGAGUGGUGUUUUUGUUCUUAGUUCAUCCCGACUGAUUUCCCUGAUGUUCGUUUGUCAAUAUGGUCUCCUUCGGAGACAACCACUACACUCCAAAACCCUUGCGUGGUGGUUGUGCUGCGAGGAGUUUCCAGAGUUUGGUUUCAAGGCCUUAAAUGGGAGGUCCUUCAGAAACUUCCUGUUUACACUUAAAGGGGCUUGUUGCGCCAUCUCUUCCUCUUCCCUUUAUUUCAAAGGUCAUAUGAGUGCUCUUUAACAGGUUGAAUCGUGGCCAAAGCUGAAAGAGCUGGGUUCUCUUCUUAUUCCAAUGUUUUUCGUCUGAUCUACAUGGAGUUGAGGAAAACAGCUGAGAAGGGAACAUGCUUUUGGCAGACUCCUUGACUGAGCAAAUGGCUUCGAGGCAUGACAUGCAGUGCUAUAAAGAUGGCUUUCUUUCAAUCUGCGAUUUAGAAAUAUUUGAGUUGCUUAUUGGUGGGGAUUAAGCUUUUUUAUACCCUAUUGCCAUUUUGCAUUUUGUAAAGCUUUUGAGGUCGUUUCACUUCUGUUCCCUCCCAAUUGCUUAAAGUCCAUUUACUUUUAGGCCAUUUAGCUUGCUUGCUGGGGUGGUGGCGGUGGUGAGUAAAAUUCAUGCAGAAGGCCGAACCACAUUAAUCCUAGGAUUCAGGUGAAAUAUAUCCUGCCAUUUCUUUUGAUGAUCUUUCUAAUCUGUGUCCUAUCUGUAUUUUGAAAGAGUCUCUCACUUGAUGGACUCUUCAGCCUAGGGGAGAAGACUGGACUAAGGUGAGGUAGCAUGUAGGAUAGUAAACGCAACUUGGGACUUCUGUCCAGGGAAAUUCUACUAAAAAGGUGCUAAACUCAUAGCGUCAAAGCUGUGGGGUCUUGCAUUGUUAGCUAGCCAUCAUGCCCUUUGUGUGUGUGUAUAUAUAUAUGUUUAAAAAAGGUGUUUGCCUCAAAUAACUGCAGAGAGCUUUGCAAAAACUCAAAACAGAAAACUAUAAUCUUAAGAAUUCUGAUACUUGGGCAAUGCAAAUGUUUUUGUGUGGAGAAUUCCAUCCUUUGGAUCUCUGGCAUCUUCCUUUCAGGCUUUCCUUUUCAAGACUUCCCUUAUCUCCAUUUUACAUUCCUAAAAUGCUAGUUUAUUCUUGGAAGACCACUGUCCAUGCAUAUUUUUAAUGCUUCACACUAUGGGCUAUCACACUAUCUGGAGCAGGGGUUGGGUAAAUCCUGUUCACUACAAUGGAAACAGAUAACAUGCCUGAUCCCUUAACUACCAUAUUUAUUGUGUUUUCCGAAAACUUUGCAUGUGAACAUGCUUUCCCUUGUGGUUUUGAGAUGUGCGUUUGGAGAACAUGGAAGCAAGGAGCUGAACAAAACCUGUAAACACUGUUUUCAGUCAUGGAUGCAAAUAAAAUAAGAAAUGUUCCUUUAUUUAUGCCGCGUUUUUCAAUGACCUCAGAAAACCAUUUGCCAAUAGUGUGUUUUAGACAACUAAUAAAAUACAACUCUUCCUUUAAUCAUUUUCUGUAGGUCAUUUAGAAGACAUUGGUACCAGAUUUGUUUCUGUAGCACAAAUGACUUGCAGAACAACAGACAGCUGCUAAGCCAAUAUGGUUAUCAACUGUCUGAACAUAGUUUCCCAGUCAGUAAAGAUUUAAUGGACAUGUUUUGUUGGUCUCAAUCUGAUAUAUAUAUUUUUGAAACUCCUUUAAAAACAAGCUUUUUAUGGGGUGCUGUCCAAUAAGCUAGGAAAUUGUGUUUUCAGCCUAUAGGUUUAUUACCUACAUGAUAGCAAAAUAUAUGUUUGAAAAGUAUAGAUACUUUUGCAGGAGUGGGGUUGGGGUAAAUCCUGAUUGCUAAAAUCAUUGGGGAAGAUCAGUGCAUAGCGGCUUAUGUCCAACACUAUCAGUCUUUUGGAAAACAACCUUGCUCAUGAACCUUAUGAAUUUUUACCAGUAGGAUGGGAAUCUUCCUUCCUUGCUUGAUUUGCCUACAGCAACCUAAAGCAAAUAAUUUUCCAAAUCUGUCCUAAACACCCAGAGCUGGAGUGGCACAGCUGUGCAUCAUUGUUUAAAUAGGACAUACUGGUGUAGAGCAAACUCCUAAAAGUUUGGGAUAACAAGGGGGGGGGGGGACCCACAUGUUUUUGAAACAUAUCUCCCUCCAGCUGCAGCAUAAUCUGUAGUGCAUGUCCCUCCUUCUUGUGGUCAAGGUGAAAAUGUUUACCACUUGUUCACUCUGGCAAUUGUUCAGAUUAGCUGCUGGCUGUCAUACUUGCACUCUGGUGUGCAGAGGGUUUGGGUGGUAAACUUCUUUUGCUAAUACAGUGGUACCUCGGGUUACAUACGCUUCAGGUUACAUACGCUUCAGGUUACAGACUCCGCUAACCCAGAAAUAGUGCUUCAGGUUAAGAACUUUGCUUCAGGAUGAGAACAGAAAUUGUGCUCUGGUGGGGGGGCGGGUCGGCAAGAGGCCCCAUAGGCUAAAGUGGUGCUUCAGGUUAAGAACAGUUUCAGGUUAAGUACGGACCUCCGGAACGAAUUAAGUACUUAACCUGAGGUACCACUGUAAUCUGUGCGUUUUAUAAUGUCGCAUUUUAAAGUGUUUUGAAAAAAGUUGUGAGUGUGAUGGUUGCAGUGGUGCCUGCACUUUUUUCAAAGAGGGCCGGAUUUGAUGAAGUGAACAUGUGUGAGGGCCGACCAAAGUUGUUGAGCUUUUUGGGGAAUUUAACCCCAAAGUUGUUGAGCUUUUCCUACAAUUUUACCCCAAAGUUGUUGAGUUUUUUUUUUAGCAUUUUACCCCAGGACAUAUACUGCCACGGGGGCUGGAUUAAAUUGACCGGCGGGCCAAAUUAGGCCCCUGAAACGGACCUCAGACAUGCCUGGUUUAAAGCUUUCUCUGAAACCUGACGUCUGACUUGCAACAUAAUGUGCCAGAAAAGAAGAAAGAGCUUGACUGCAUCUGUAGUGGCACUGACGUGUUAUGUUAAUGUUUAUUUCUGUGCUGCCUUUCAGCCCAAAAAAGCCCCCAAGCAGACUCACAAGAGAUACAAUAAAUAAAUAAUGUUAGAUACCAGAUAAAAAUCUUUUGGGCAGUAUUCAGCACACCAUGGAAAAGCUUAGAGGACACACUAGCCUGGAAUCUGUACAAGAACUUUAUUAUUUCUCUCCAAGAGGAACAGAACAGCAACAGGAAAACUCCUGAUUCUGCUGCACUGCCACCUAGUGAUUAAACUAUAUAAUGACACAAUCCAAGCACAUUACUUACUAUGAAAAGUCUUUUUCCGCCCUGAAUUUUGUAACUUUGUCUUUUGUGUUUUGUUUGUGUUGUCACUUCUGGGUAGAUGAGAAACUCUGCAGUCUUUGACUACUGCAGAGGAGCUUGCAAGCAAGGGUGGGGGGAGAUGAGUGAAUGCUAAGAAGUAUAAACCUUUUCAGCUUGCAGUUCUGGAGCUAUUCUUAAGCAUCCAGCUUAAAAUGAAUAAUUUUUGUUGCAAACACUUUUUAUUAGCAAUUUAUUUUAUUAUGUCAAAAGGAUGUGAAUUGGAAAUCUCCUGGCUGGAAUAAGCAAAAUGGUGUUGUUUUCCUUGAGCAAAGGUUCUGGAAAAAAUUAGGAGAAUCUCAGCUUACUACUUCUCUUUCCUCUGUGGUUGUGCAAAAGCCUCAGAAACUCACAGAUGAAUAAAAGAUCUCUAACAAACCCACAAAAUCCAUCUCAUGAUUAGCGCUGCAAAGUUGGAUUGAUUAACUGGUUAGAUUAUUCUUAUUUUUUAAAACAAAAUCUGUCGCUUGACUACAAAGAUGCCCAGGCUAACUCUUGUUAUUUUUGUUUUUAAAAGCAUUUUUUAAAAUUAGAAGUACAUACUCAGGGUUGCAGGUUCGAUGCCCGUAUGGGACAGCUGCAUAUUCCAGCACUGCAGGGGGUUGGACUAGAUGAUCCUCAGGGUCCCGUCCAACUCUGUGAUUCUAUGACCUAUAUAAUUCUAUAUCUUUCCAGGUUUAUUCUGGUUUCAAAUAAGGGUUAAUAUUAUGGCAUAAAACGGUAGCAUUCAGAUUAACUGGUAGCCUAGGAAACCCUCCUACAACAUGAAGGGCAAUAUGGCCACACACCCAGCAAUUACCGUAAUUUUCCAUGUGUAAGACGAGGAUUGUUUAUUUUAAAAUUAUGUUACAAAUUGGGGGGUUGUCUUAUACACGGAUAGUGCAGUGUGGGAACGGGCGCUUGGUUGCUUCCGCGAGCAGGAGAUAGUCAGUGGCAAUUGGGCGGGUGAUUGGAGACUGCGGCAAGGGCUGUUGUAGAUUAGCUGUUGCUGCAGCAAUUGGGCGGGUGAUUGACAGGUGCUAGUGGUGACCAGGCAGACGAUUGGUGACUUUGUCGACGUGUGAGAUUGCCUGCGUUUGUUUGGUGGGUGAAAGAUUAUCAGGAAUCCUCCCCCAAAACAGCUCAACAGCCCUGGGCAAUCCCCCCUCAAAAAACCCAACAAGUCUGGGCAAUACGCUCCCCACAAAAAGCUUAACUUUUGGCAACCUCCCCCCAUUUUCUUAAUUUGGAGUCCCCCAAAAUAGGGGGCGUCUUAUACACGGGGGUGUCUUAUACACAGAAAAAUACGUAUUUCUCUGGGCAAUGGGUUCACUCAUGACCUUGAAACCAUCUCACCAGCUUUUUGCUUUCUGCUUCUACACGCCAUCCCCCCAACUUGUUGCUCUUUUAAGAAUCCAGUUUCCCUCCUUGUCCAUGCCUUCCCACUUUAGCUAACCAGAGUUGAAUGCAUGACUGCAAUUGAAAGCUUUCCUUGGCACUAGUCUCUGUCUUGUCCAGAGGCAUGCCUUUAUGGUCACUUGAUCAAAGGGGAGCUAAUUGACUCAAAUGGGUAGCCUCCCCUCGAGAGUGCUAGUUUUGACUCCUGGCAGGAAGGUUUCUUUGCCAUGGGGCCGUCUACUGUUUUAGGGAACUGCUGUACAAAUUACUUUCAAGUAUUGCCUUUCCGAAUGGUGUGUGUGUGUUCACCCAUACCUAAUAAACAAGUGGGUGACCACAGUAGCUCUGCUGUGGGUGAGCACAUGACCUGGAGGCUUAUUUCGGAGAGCUGGAGAAUACUUUUUUGCUUUCUUGUACAGCGAGUGAUGGGCUUCUUCUCCGGUUUCCAUGGUUCCAUCCUCCCUUCUGCUAACUUUGCUUUUCCGAUCUCAUCCUAGGUUCAGUGGCAUUGCAGGUCGAGGAUGGUAGCUGGAGCAAACUUCUACAUUGUGGGUCGAGAUCCUGCCGGCAUGUCUCAUCCCGAGACUGGAAAAGAUCUCUACGAUCCAACCCAUGGUGCCAAAGUGCUGACUAUGGCGCCAGGCCUGAUAACGCUGGAAAUCGUACCCUUCAGAGUGGCAGCUUAUAACAAGAAAAAGAAAUGCAUGGAUUACUAUGACUUGGAACAGUAAGUUUUUUCGGUUUUAAGAGCUGAUUAAUGUCCCACGGUCCCACACAGUACGCUGGAUAUGGUGAUUUGGAAUUUGGCUUUGCACACCAGCACGUCUCAGCAUAUACCUUUCAAGUAAAUUCUCAUUUCUUGGGGUCCAAGGUCCAUUCAUUCCUGUCUUGUUUGGAAACCAAUGGCCCCCACUGGAAACCAUUUAGCGAUUUUAAGCUGGUAUCUUGUGAACUUUGUAUAACCGCCCCCCGAAAACCAACUUGAAUCUGCGCUGCUCUGAAUUUGCUUUGCCAGUCUGGGUGGCCUGGGAAUGAAACCAGGCUGUGUUCCCGUAUCUAUCAUACAAAAUAUUGCUUUGCCACGAUAAUGUAGGCCAUGUUUCAAAUUUUUGUUUCAAACUUCUUCUUUUAAGAGUUUAGUUUCAGGUUACACAUGAUACUGUUGUUCAGUUUUACAAGUUUCUAGGUUAUGUUUCAAUUUCAGUAUGUUUAUAAUUAUGGGCAGUACUUUUGUCUGUGGUACCUGUCUAAAAUCCCUCUGUAUAAAUCUUUAAUUUUUUUGUUAGCAUACUUUAUGCAGAAUGCUGCGUCGUGUAGGACAGAAAUCAGAUGCAAGGUAGGCUGUAGAUUCACGUCACUGACAGAUUUAAGGAAGCCUAUUUAUGCUUCAGAUAGAAAAACAGUAAAUAAAGAAACCUACAAAAAGAGACCUCAACAAAAUACAGCGGAUCAGUCGGUUUAUUUUUAUUCAUUUAUUUAAUUUAAAUAUUUAUAAGACACACUUUCAUAUAAAAUAUUGUUGGCAAGCAGAGGCAUUAUGUUGCAAAGUUGGUGCAAAAUCAGGCAUGCAUAAUUUUAUAAACUUCUAUUAUCUCAUCUCUUACUCUCCUCCUUCUCUAAGCUAAAAAGACCCAAACAUUGCAACCUUUCUUCAUAGGGAAGUCGCUUCACCCUUUGGUCGUCGCUCUUCUCUAAACCUUUUCCAGCUCUACAAUAUCCUUUUUCGGGUCAGGCGGCCCUACACACCGUAUUCCAAAUGCAGCCUGCACCAACAAUUUGUGCAAUGUUGUUAACGAUACUGUUUAAUUUCCAAGGUUUUUAAUUAAGAUAUGCUGCAUCAUGGAGGAGAUUAAGGGGGGGGAAUGAUAGUUUCCAUAACAUCACCUCUCGUAUGAGAGGCAGAAAGAAAUUCUGACACAAUUUCAUGCAUUUUUUAGCAUGAGUUGCGCAAGCAGCCCUAGUGACAAUCCUGUUCUGGCUCCGUGCACAGUGUCACAAAUCCAAUAUUCUGUCAUCUGUUGGGUUGGUUGGUCACACAGGGUUAAUCCUCCAUUAGAAAGCAGGGCCAGUGAAUGUGGUGUUUCUUCUGGAACACACACACACACACACACACACCAGAUUCUGGGAGGGCCCAGUCAGGAAGCCCAGCUGGGAGUUAGCAUUCUUGUUUUUAUGUUCCGUAGCAACGUCACUCUUAUUUGUCUCGCUGCUUCGUGUGGACAGGCAUUGUCUGUCACACGGAUUAGCACCUUGGAUGUGUCGGCUGGGAAUGGUGUCUGUACUUAGGCCUGCACUCGCUCGCAGCCAAGCUCUGCCCCGAAUCAAACCCCAGCGAAGUUUCCAGAGCAGCCGGCCUUGUGGCGCAGGUGGCUGUUUGCUGGUUGGUGGCGGCCUGGAAAAUGUAUACUUCCCCUGCUGUAUAAAAACAGCUCGCUGCAUGCUGUGGCCUUUUCCAUCCACGAGGCACGGCGGUGGUGGGGAAAAAGAAAAAAGCAUGCGGCCGGGCAAAAGCUUCCAAGUGGUUCUUAAUUAAUUAGGCUGUGCCGAUGUGUUUACUGUAGCUGGAUUGGAAAGAAGAUGGCUGGCAAGACGUGAAAGCAGAACUCCCAUUUGGAAUGGUGUCUGCAGCAUGAAGCGCAGAUGUAGGGUGAAAGAUUCUCAGAAGAAGGUGCCUAGGGAGCGGCGCUUUAAAUCCCCCUUCAAAAGGGAAGCAUGCCAGCCGACAGAGCUACACACACACACACACACACACACACACACACACACACACACAGAGCUUGGCACUCUGGGGGAAUAUAAGGCUUUGAUUGGCCUCCUUUCCCCUCUUUUAAUCAAAAAGUCGGAACAGAACAAACUUGUAGGCUUUUAUUAUUCCAUUUCCUGUGCCAGACAGCAGGUCAUGCUCAAAUCUUCUACAUAAAUAUGGGUAUUGUCACUUGAGGAAUUUUUGAUUAAACAAAAUGCAGCGUUGGAGCAGUUUAUUGCCUGAAGAGACAAGCAGCGGCCCUAGAGCACGAUACAGAUUGUCUGUUCUUCUCUUCCCCUUCCCCUCACCCAGUGCCAUUUGUAUUUGAAUCGGAAAGACGUUUUUGAAACCUUGGCAGGCACCAGCCACAUAUUUUAUUUUUUGCAGGCCCAAUGCGCAAAGUGGAAAAUUGGGAAGGAGUGUGCAUAGGGAAUGUUUCACAAGGGGGAAAUUAAGAUGGGUUUAGUCUUCCCAGAGUUUUAGACUCGGUCUUGGACUAUCAAUAGCAAGCAUGUUCCUCAAUUGUGUAGGUAGCACUUUGUCAAGACUUCUGGACGAUCCAAGCAAUGAAUACAGUAGGAGGGCUUUUGAAGUAUUGAAAACAUUGAUUGUGAUGAAAGUUUGCCAGUAAACACACACACACACACACACACACAGAGAGAGAGAGAGAGAGAGAGAGUGUUUGGCCAGUUAUCAGACUGCUUAUGAUGAAAGAACAUCUGGCCUAUUUAAUUUUUUUUUUUUAAGAGUACAUGUAUUUGGCCAUGUGAGGAUGGGUAAAUAUUACAAGACAAGACUUGGCAAGUCAACCAUAUUGUUUUGGUGGUGCACAGAUUCAUAAGCUUUUAUUGGAACACUACAAUUUAGCCACAGGGUGCUGCUCAGAACAAGCAUUGUUCAGCAUGGAAAUGUGUCUUGCAAAAAACCCAAGAGAAGUCCCUUUGGAGAAGUUAAUAGUCCUGUGUCUUUGCAAUAUUGGAUGUCCCUUUAUCCCUUGCAGAGUUUUUGUAUACAGUGGCUCUAGGAAGUUUAUAUCCGCUUCUGGAGCAUUUGUUGUUGGCCCAAGAGAAUGAGAGGUGGUUGCCACACAUGCUUCUUGACUGAUGGCUACAGUUUAGCAGGAGGGUCCUUUAGCUUAGUUAGAGAAACACUUGCUGUGCAUUCAGAAUUUGAUAGCUCAGCUAGAACGUGUACUGCUGCGUAGCAAAGGUACAAGCAAGUCCCAAGAGGAUGGUAGGAAUGAAUGUCAAGCAGAAUUGUGGAAAACUUGCCCAGGUGAGGAAGAAAAAACCCUGGACUAAAAACUCUUGCAAGUACUGGGGGGCGGGGGGGCUUUCACUCUUCCCUAUUUUAAUAAACCUCUUAUUAUCCAGCCAGACUAAUUGGAUUCAGAUCAGAAGAGAGAAAGUAGUUCUUCGAAUGCAGUACAUAAUAUGCAGAGUGCUGUAUUCCACAAGACGUCGUGAUGGCAACGAAAGCUUAGAUGGCUUUAGAAAACGGGGAUUAGCCAGAUUAGAAAUCUCUAUCAGUGGCUAUUAGGCAUGGAAACUUAAGCGGAAACACAUUUUGUGGUGGCUGUGUGCCACUGAAUGCUGCUUGUUGGAUGACAUCGGAAUGGCAAAGCUGUUGCUUAUGUGCCCUGCUUGUGGGGCAUCUGAUUGCCCAAUGUAGGAAACAGGACACCAAGCUAGAGGGGCGCCUGGCGCAAUCCUGCAGGUGUGCUCUUACGUUACAUCCUUAUGACUUCUCAUAUGGCACGUGUUGUUUUGAAGCCAAAGAGAAACAUAAACGUUGCUCUUUCUGAUCCUCCACAUUUUAAUGAUUGACGCUAUGAGAAUUGUGUUUUUUUUAACCUUUAUCUUUUCCAUUUAUGAAUUGCUUCCCGUUACGCAUCCCGAAGCAGUUUACAAUAUAAUAACAUAUGUAAAAGCAGUUUUUUAAAAUAAAAAACCCCAGUUAUAAAUACAAAACAGUUUAAAACAACGGCAUAUACAUAAAACCCAAUUCAAAUCCAAGGCAGAUACCAACUGGGAUAAAGGUCUUAGAAGACUUUAACGGGUGCCAGAAAGACAAUAGAGAAGGCAUGGGGCUGGUAUGCAGUGGGAGGGAGUGCCAAAGGUUAGGUACUGCCUCACUAAAGGCUGGAUUCCAACAUUGUGCAGAACAGACCUCAUGUAGGAUGGCAUCUGCAGGACUCCUCCUCCUUCAGAAUGCAGUGAUUGCUUGGGGAUGUAGGGGAUGAAGCAAUCUUUUUGCUGAGGUGGAUUUAGGGCCGCGUGACCCAUUCCACCACACUGGGCGCUGAGCCUAGGGGACACCGCAGGUCACAGCAACUAUGACAUAGUUAUUUGAGCAGGUGAGAGGUUUUUUUUGGGGGGGGAGGCGGGAUUUGGCCUUGUACAGGGCACCGCUGAAAUUUGAAAGGCCAAAGUCCGCCCCUGCUUUUAGAUCUUUUUGUCACAAGCUGUAUAGGACUUUGCGCACCAAUGCCAGCACCUCAAACCUAUCCCAGUAGCUAAUCGGCAGCCAGUGUUGAAAUAUUCUUAUAAAAAGCAAAACAUCGUACGGAAUUUUUUAAAAAAACCGUUCCUGCCCCAAAGAUUGCAAUUUAAUAAACAGCAUAGAGAUUUUAAAAAAAGAAAUCGGACACUCAUCUAACCAACUUGGGUAUAAUGGAAGCCUCUAUUUGUUAAGGUUCUUAAAGGAUGAACCAGUUGAGUGUACCAGAUCUCAACAAAAGCAGAGUAUUGCAAGCAAAAGAGAGAGAAUGACUCGAGUUACAAAUCUGCUACCGAGAUAGGAAAGGGGAAAAAAGGACCAAGGUCAAAACAAGUCCCUUGAACAGGACCCAGACAUGAAUGGGCUUCAAAAAGGCAAAAUACGAAUGUACCAACACAAACCUGCUCACAGUCAAAGUUGAUGGACAUCAUUAAGGAUUGCUCUUCAUGCAGUUCUGCUUGACAGGGGCAAUCAAAGAAUUGCAACAAUCCCACCUUCAAUUGCAUACAAAAUAACUGGAUGUUGCAACUUCGUAUCCAGUGAAUCAAAUCAAAGAUGUAUGCCCCUGUUGUGUUGCAUGCACUGUGAGAAAAACGUAGUCCCUGUUUGCUAAGUGUAGCUUAAUAUCCGCGCAAACAAAACGAUCCCCAGCAAACAUUUGGCUUCUAUUCUCCCACCCCCACCACCACCACCCUGAGCCAUAUCCAACUGAGGUCAGCGUUUGGCUUAUAUUUCAAACAAGCUAGCAGCAGAUGAGUAAGAAAUAGAUGCUGCAAACUGAAUAAACAGAGUAAGUAAAACCAUUGCAUUUUAUUGUUGGAUUAAUCGCUGUUGCUCCAGAGGAUUUAGAAGUUCCUGUCUCUUUGCAUCCUUAUUUUUAAUUUGCUUUAAUAAAAUUCAAUCUAGGUACUUUACAAAAAAAAAUCUUGUGGUGACCUGGAUUUUUGGUUUUUGCCCCAUGGGUCCUUCUAGCAAUUUGAUAAAUGUUAUGUUUCUGACUGAAUGAAAAUAUUUUCCAUUCUAGGAAAAUGGCUUCAUUCUUUUAUUUAAGGCCUAUAAUUGCCAUUCUGGGUUGCAUAAUACUGUCUCCCAUAGCAGUCAGCUGGGUAUCCAGGCAUUGAUGCCCACCUGUUUUAUUUUUCAGUCUCAACACUGGUAAAAAGGUAAAGGGACCCCUGAUCAUUAGGUCCAGUCAUGGCCGAUUCUGGGGUUGCGGCGCUCAUCUCGCUCUAUAGGCCGAGGGAGCUGACGUUUGUCCGCAGACAGCUUUUCCGGGUCAUGUGGCCAGCAUGACUAAGCUGCUUCUGGCGAACCAGAGCAGCACACGGAAACACUGUUUAUCUUCCUGCCGGAGCGGUACCUAUUUAUCUACUUGCACUUUGACGUGCUUUCAAACUGCUAGGUUGGCAGGAGCAGGGACCGAGCAACGGGAGCUCACCCCGUUGCGGGGAUUCGAACCGCCGACCUUCUGAUCAGCAAGUCCUAGGCUCUGUGGUGCCUGGUACGUGGAGGGAUAUUGCGUCUAAGAAUAGCAGUCCCUUUUUCAGUUAUCAGAGUCACUGUGAUAAAUAUGUAAACUCUCUCUAUAUUUUUCUAAUCCUUCUAAGAAGCCUGUAGUUUAGAUUUCUUACAUCACAUUCUGUAGCGAUGAAUUUCGUAAGGUGAUUAUGUAUAGAAAAACAAAUGGUUCAUCUUGGCAUCUUCUGUGUGUGUGUGUGUACACACUCAUGUGAACACAAACACAUACAUUUGCAGCAGAACUAUUAUUUAUCUGUGGAUCCUUAUGCCGUUAAAACAGCACCAGUCACACCCAAGAGGAAGACACCAGCUCGCUCGAGGGUACCUGGAGAGUUACAGAAGUACAAAAAAAGGGGGUGGGUGGGACAAUCCCUCCAAAUGGCCCAAUGAGAACUGAGAAUGCUUGGUGGCCAUGGAAUGCCAGCUGACUGUUGGAGGGGGAAGAGAAAGGGAAAAUGGAAUGGGCUAUACGGUGAAGGGCAUGGCUGGCUGGACCUCUCAACAGGAACAUUCCAAAGAGCGACAUUUUAUUGCAAGUCCAGCUUGUGUAUAUGGUUUUUCCUAUUUGUUCUAUUUAUUACUGCAUAUGGAGACGCUGUAGAGCAGCAGUUCCUGCACCUCAUGCCUCCAGAUCAGGCUUCCUCAAACUUGGCCCUCCACAUGUUUUUGGCCUACAACUCCCAUGAUCCCUAGCUAGCAGGACCAGUUGUCAGGGAUGAUGGGAAUUGUAGUCUCGAAACAUCUGGAGGGCUGAGUUUGAGGAUGCCUGCUCCAGAUGUUGGACUAAAACUCACAUCAUCCCUGACGGUUGGCCCUGCUGAUGGGAUCUGUAGUCUGACAACAUAUGGAAGGCCCUUAGGGUCUAGACUACUCAGCAGUGGGCACUUGCAGAUCACGGUUGUAUUUUUAAAAUACAAAGUUUAGUCAAAACUGCUGAUUCACCCUCCUUUCUUUUGUUUUUUGUUUUUGCUUUUCGUUUCAGCCACGAAGACUUCGAAUUCAUUUCAGGAACUCGCAUGCGCAAAAUGGCUCAGGAAGGACAAAAUCCUCCUGAAGGCUUCAUGGCCCCCAAAGCAUGGACUGUGCUGAAAGAGUAUUACAAAUCCUUGGAAAAGGCUUAGGCUACUUAUUUGUUGCAGAUCAGCCUUUGACGUUUGAUUUAUUAGCAAGAAGGAGGACCACACAAUCGCCGUUUUGGUGCUGCUUUGUUGUCGUGUCUGUCAGGAAGCAUUUCCUCUAAAAAACACCAGGCCCUUUCUCCUUAACUUAGCAUCGUUUUCUGCUUCUCUUAUGGGUUCCAUUACUUAUUGGCACCUAACAAACUGCUGGUUCUAAUGUCUUCUAUUUUUAUUACAGUUGAUAUUCUUGCAGUAAGUUUUCUAAACCUCGUCUUUCUGAAACAUUAUUAUACCUAUGUGCCCUGCGGUUCUCAGUGCUGCUGAAACUCUUCCCCUCCCUCCUUUCACAUUAUUUAAUGUAUCUCAUGUCUUUUUCUGUGUGGGUAUGUUGCUUUUCAUAGUUUACGGGCUAAAUAUGGCAGUUUGAUUAUACCAGCUAGAUAUAGGUGCUAAAUCGAAUCAAAACGAAAAAGAUUUUUAAAAAGAUACUAACCUUGUACUUUUCAGCCAGUGCUCUUUGAAGUUCUUGUAUGGAAUCUCCAGAAUAGACUACACUGUAUUGCAAAUUAAACUUUCUGUACCAAAUCUGUGAA